Messenger RNA from Pelobates cultripes (western spadefoot toad), 70834 nucleotides. NCBI's taxonomy places the organism in Eukaryota, Metazoa, Chordata, Amphibia, Anura, Pelobatidae. The record is from the annotation of a GenBank genome assembly.
GGCUGUCCCAGUCUGUACGGUGUUAGCUCCAUCCACUGAUCUGAUGCAGUGAGAAGCACAGAACACUGAGAAACACAAGCUGGCUGAACGUUCCAAAAUUCUACGUCAAACCUGGGAAAUAUACCGAAUGCAACACAUGCCGUCAUCUGAAUAUACACAUCACACCCUGGGGACAUUCACGGUAAGUGUGGAAUUUUAUUUGGAUAUAGACUGUAAUUACUGUAUAUCGAUACAGUUCUUGUCUUUAUUAUUUAUUUUAUUUUCUUGAAAUCCUAUUUUUUCUGCCCUUUAUUCAGUGUGCUAUAUAUUGGGAUUUUAAUAGUAUUUGAUGUUUACUCUUUAAUAUGCAGCUUUUAUAGUGAAUGCGAUCACAAUGCGCUGACAUAUUGUGUGUGUAUACAUGUAAUUGACAUGUCUCACACACCUGCAUGUAUUUUGUCCGUGGCAAAGUCUAUAGAAAUCAUCCAUUUCCUGUUUUGGUUUAUGGGAGUAUUGGUAUGUUGUAUGAUCAUGUAUAUGUGUGUGUAUGUUUAACCCUUUUUUUUUUUUAUCAAGAUCCGCUUGAAAUUUCAUUAAAUAUCAGGAAAAGCUCUGAACUUUAACCUGAAGGAGUCCUUUCCUUGUAUUUUUAUAUGGUUAAUGUUUUCAUAUAACUUUGCCACCUAAGCAUUUUUUUUUCCCGGUGUGCUGCAGUGCAUUCUCUGAGCCAAAUAGUUAAUGCAUAACGGUCCGGUUAGUUUAUGCUAUUGUUGUUCAUUUCUUUGGACCUAAAUAGUUAAUGUAUGUUUCUGCAGACAAUUGUGGCUUUUAGUGGAUUUCUGAAAAUAGAAUGCAUAGUGGAUUACUGGUUUUGUGUUUGAAGUACCUGAGUAUCCUUUCCUAUUGAUGUUAUCCCAGGGAUUACACCUAGCUAGGAAAUGGCUAUUUCUUGUAAAUUAAGGUUACGAUCAUCCUUUGAUUGUGUAAAUGAGAUUCGGAAGACAGCAGGUGGAAAUAGCAGAGACUUGGCUACAUUUCUAACAAUGUUGAAAUGUAAACACAUUCCCAUAACAAUGUAUGUCUCAUUAAAUAUACCUGUAUCAGAAUCCUCUGGUUUAGUUUUUUCUGGAUUUGAAAAACAGUAUUACCCAAGAUUUAGUUUGUUUAACCUGCACCUGACUUUGCCUGAAAUUACAUUCCUUUGUUUCCUGUGCUUAUGUUUGAUGCUCUGUUUAUACUUUGUGUACAUACUAACUACUAAGAAUAUUACUUUUAGUAGUUUCAUUUUUUACAAUGUUUUGCUUUCUGAAUUUUUAUCCAGCAAAACAUUGUUCCCUUUUAAAAUUAUAUUGUUUUAUGUGAAAAUAAGCAUAGGCAUUUUUUUAGGUACCACUCUAAAUGUAUUCUUUUAAUGUGAGCAAUUUAUUUGAAUAUUCAGUAUUAAAGUGACAUUUUGGAGUCACUGGCCAGAUUAAAUUUAACAUUUUAGACUAUUAUAAUUAAUACAAAUAUUACAUUGCAUACCAUAUAGAGACAUAAAUCUGCAUACAAAAACAGCCAUACCCUAUAUACACUGUGCUAGUUAAUGCAUUGAUUAAAUUAUAUAAAUAGCUGCAGAUGUUGGCAGUGUGUAUGACAUGCGCCAAAACCAUAGCUGUUCACAAAUGUUCUUAGUGGUCAACUUUGUGUGUAUGUGUAUGUAUGUAUGUGUGUGUGUGUGUGUAUGUGUGUGUAUGUAUGUAUAUAUAUAUAUAUAUAUAUAUAUAUUAGAUAAUAUUAGUUUGAUCAGAGCAGUUUCCACAAUUAUCUAAUAUAAUGGUCUGUUGAAUAGAUCAGUGUAAUUUGAAACACUAAAAGGGAAUCUUACUAAACUUGUAUUUUGUGGCAAAAUAUUUUUACUCCUAUAGUUACAUAGCUGAAAAGAGACUUGUGUCCAUCAAGUUCAGCCUUCCUCACAUAUGUUGUUGCUGUUGAUCCAAAAGAAGGCAAAAAACCUGGUCUGAAGCACUUCCAAUUUUGCCACAAACUAGGAAAAAUUAGUUUUAAUAUUUGGAGUGAAUGAACAUUAUAAACUCAAAUUCUAGGUUAGAAAAUCUUCUGUACAGAUACUUACACAUAUAAGAUAAUGUUAUGCAUGUUGUGCUUAUUGUUUAAUAAACUGGAGUUCCAUGGCCAGGUAUGGCUGGAUGUUGUAAAAGUGAAUUACAAAUGCAAUCUUUUACAUUGUCAACGCUCAGAGUUAAUUUGCAGGCUGCUUUUUGGUUGGAUCAUAUGUACAUGUUGUGGGUGUAAAAAUGAUCUGAUAGAUGGAAUCAAUAUAGGAAAUUAUAGUACAUUAGUAUAUGAAUAGUUUUUAUACCAGAGUAAGCAAUUACCUUUUGCUACAAGUGCUUAGGGAAUUUUUUCUUUGUUAUUGGUGUUAUUCUUUAUCUUGUGUUUCUGAUAUCUCUUUUCUUUUCUUUUCUUGUCACUAGCCAUUUUACUGAAACACUGUUACCCACUGCCUCACAUAUGAUAUAAUGGCUUUAAAAUUUAUAAAAAUAAAAAAAAAGCCAGGUUAAAUAUCAUUUCAUUGGCAGAUACAAAUGAACUGGUUAAGGAUAUGCAUAAAUGUGCUAUUCCGUGCCCUUAUUCAUUAACUGAACCAUUAUUGCUCUAUAUUCUGGAUGAGUAGUUUAUUUAGUUCAAUUUGAUGAAAUACUAAUGAUGUGUGAGUCAGCCCAAAUGUAAUCUGUUUUAGAUAGCUUCAGGAAUCUUUUUUCAAUUACUUACACAUUCAUUCGGUCAUAAUUUAAUUGCCUCCAUCCUUAUCACUUUGAAUCAGCCUUGCAUAAUUUAAUCAUAUAAAUUUACCUAAGUUGCAUUUUUAUGCUGUGGUUGAAUGAAAUACUAGCUGAAAUUUCACAUCUGUUUCAUAGAUUGUAAGCUCAUAUGAUCAGGGCCUUCUUCAGCUCUAAAAAAAAAAACAACCUUUUAAUAACUGUAAAGCUCUGCAGACUAUGUUGGUGCUAUGUAAAUGAUAAUAAAUAUCUGUGUUUCUCAAUCCAAGUUUCAUGGGUCACCAACUAUCCAUUAUUUAAGCAUUACCCAGUUAUGUACAAAUGGGGAUACUGACAAAACCUGGACCGUCUGUGUGCCUUGAGGAUGGGAUUGCUUUACCAGAAAGAGAAUUCAAUCGAAUUGCAAAUUUAAGGACAAAGGAGCCGAAAUGGAAGCAUAGCUGAAUUCGAGAAUAUUUCCAGUUUUGUUCUUUUAACCUGAAAUUUACAUUGAAUUCCCACUUUAGUGAAUAACCCUGACUGAGUUUAACAUCUUUGUCACUCCACCUCCAGUUGCAUUAUUAGCCAGCCAACAAGCUGUAUUUCCACCCCACAAUCCCCAAUGUUACACCCAUGCACACUCUGGGACAUUCUCCCCAAUGACAUCACUGGAGGAGGAUCAGUUUACUUGGCUUCAGCAUAGGAUUGCAGGCCCGUUUUUAGGUUUAUUUAUGCCAGUUCCGAUUACUACUGCCAAAAAUAAUGUGUUCUUAAAACAUUUUAUUUUUGGUUAGAGUAACCCUUUAAUGGGGUGUGAAGUAGAAUUAUGUAAUUCUUUCUUUCCUAUUCUUGCUAAACUGUCUUUUUCUCUUUGUGUAUAGAAACAAUAGCUCUACAAUUUCUCUUCAAUAACCCCCUGCUGUGCACUUUUACUGCCUCUUUUGCUCUUGUUCACGUGACUACAGGUGCAUCAAUCAGUAUAUGAGCUUUUCUGGUAAAUCCUCUCUGUACAUCUAUAUGCACCUGCUUUUUUUUUUUUUUAUUCUUGGUGUCUGUCUGAAUUCAGAGGCACUCUAUUAAUAUGACACUGAUGAAGCUUAUGAGUAGCAGGAACAAACGUCUGAGAUUGCUACAGGAUAUUUUUGAUCUGCCAUGCUGUAUGUUGCCAUUAAAUUUACCCUUAAUCCAGAGUGUAGAUAGUCUCAUCUUGGCAGCCGCUUCUCCCUCAAUAAGAAUUGUGCUCAGUCGAAAUCUAAUUGCUUUGCCCACCAAUCCAAUGCUUCAUGUAAAGAAGCACUGAAUGAAUGCAUCAGUAUACGAAGCAUUAAAGGACCAUUUUAGUGUUAGGAGUCCAAAGUUAUAUUACUAACACUCAAGUGUUUCUCUGCCCAUUCCUCCCUCAUGCCCCUUACUACUCUUGCCGCAGGGAAAGGGUUAAAACACCUUUUCCGGCACAAAUUGUCGCAGGGCUAACUCCAUGCACCAUAAGUUCUUGAACAAAGAAAUGUAAAAUUGCAUCAACAUUUCUUGGAAUGUCUCUCUAAUAGUCUAGAGCAGGCAUACACAACUUUUGGCACUCCAGAUGUUUUGGACUACACCUCCCAUGACACUUUGCCAGCAUUAUGGGUGUAAGAGCAUUAUGGGGGAUAUAGUCCACAACAUCUGGAGUACCGACGGCUGCCUAUCCCUGGUCUAAAGAAUGGAAUAGUGUGUGACAAUAGAGUAUUGACCCCAUGAUGCUCUUUAUUGAACUAAAUCCGAGCCUCUUGUUGCAUUGAAUAUUGGUAGCUUUGAUUUACGUGGCCAAGUUCUCUUCAUUAACGAGAAGCAGUCAGCUGGUUAGCGCACACACACUUCUUAUGGAUCUGUCCAUUCUUGUCUGCCAUUAUUAUGGCCACUCAGACUUUAUAACAUCUUAAUCUCAAUGAAGUUAUGUGUGGAGUUCCCGGGUGCCAUCUCAACUUCUGUGGUUAAAUGUUUUUAGAUUGCUUUAACUCCCAAUUUCUCUUGACAAUACCAAUCUUGUCUGCACCCUCCUCCAGCCCUGUCAGUAGCGCGGAUGCCUUUCCCUUGUGUGCCAGCUAUAGGUUGAAAACUUCUGUUGAGGCUUUCAGCCUGUAGCCUAUUACUGGCCGCUCGUUGAGAGAAAUGCCUUUAGAAAGGUACAUACAAAUGCCUUGGGAUUAUUUCAGGAUCACUCCUGAAUACACCUGUUCAUCUUGUUAUAACUAAAUUAUUUCCAUUGGUCCUUGAGGGUUUGUUUACAUUGUUCAGAGGCUGAAGGCUUAUGAAGACCCAGGAUGCUUUGCACUAUAUCCGUCCAUUGCUAAUAUGUCCUUUCAUGAUACUUUCUUAGGUACAAUUCAUCAGUGCUGGAUUAGGGCCUUUUGAGCUUAGAGUUUACAAAUUACUGUGUGCCCAAUUACAAAAUUAAAAUAACAUUAGACUGGCCUUCAUCUGUAUCUAUAAUUUGCAGCCAUGUAUAAAACUAUCCUCACAUGCUUUUAUAAGCUAGUGAUUUUAAGCACAUAAAAAUCCAUAUUCACAUGCAGGCUGAGGCAUGGAUACAAUGGCCUGUGUGUUUUGGGGUACAUGGUAUUCUGUUGUGUAUAAGACACAGAGGGACUUUGUAUAAUGGGCAUGGAGUAGAGAUAGACUCUUCAUAUAUCACACACACAUUUGUAUAUAGAGUUUCAGAUCUACCUUUAGCCAGGGACGUACUUAGAGCAUGUGGCACCCGGUACGGAUCCCAUGUUUCUCAAUUUUAAAAUGUUAAAAAUACCCACAAUAUUUUUCAUAUUUUUAAAAAUAUUUAUUGCACAUUUUUAAACCUGUACAAAACCUCUGCCCCUUCUAAAUAAAUAAACCUGCACCACUCCUUCACAAAAAAAUCCUGUCCCCCACACUUCUAUUAAACCCCUGUCCAGCCCCCUUCACAAAAACCCCUGCACCCCGCUUCAGAAAAAACCUUGCCCCCUCUACAAAAACACUGCCCAGCCUCCCUUCUACAAAACUCAUGCCCCCUCUACAAAAACCCUGCAGCCCCCUUUCUUCACAAAAAACACUGCAGCCCCUCUUCUUCACUAAAACCACUGCACCCCCAAUACUUCAGAAAAACCCCUGCAUAUCCUCUUCUUCACUAAAAACCUUGCCUGUUAUACCCAUUAAUUUAAAAAAAAUUGCAAGCAGACACUCACAAUUUGCUGCUUCUCUAGCCACUGCUGCUCCAGCCUCAAGGCUCUAACACCACAGUGCCGCGCAGAACAGCUUCUUCCGUUACUGCUUGAGAUACCGUGAACAGUGGUGUAUCCUGGUUUUGUGCUGCCGUAGGCAGGACAAAACUCAGGCGCCCCCCUCCCCCCGCGCCACCCCCACCCAACCCUUCCCCCCGCCCCACCUUCUAAAUACACACACACACAGUCAGACACAUACACAAACACACACACACACAGUCAGAGACACACACACACAGACACAAACACACACACAUACAGUCAGACACAAACACACAUACACAUACACAGUCAGACACAAACAGUGGCGUCUCCAGCAUUCAUAUUUAGGGGGGGCACAUGGGGGGCCGGGGACAGAAGUAGGGGGGCAAUUACAAAACGUGUGUGUGUGUGUGUGUGUGUGUGUGUGUGUACACACACACGCGUGAAGAACAUUUAAAAGUUAACAAAAUUCAGAUUUCCAGCACCUUGAUAAAUAUGCUUAAGUCUGCUUUAGAGAUGCAAUUGUAACAAUAUCUCAUGAUGCCAGAAUUGUUACAAAACUAGUUUAAAAAAAAAUAUAUUUUUAAAAAAAAAUAAUUUACAACAUGCAAUUUGAAGGGAAUUUAAAUUAACACUUCUAUAUCAAUAUUUCACAUACAUAGAAAAUGGUCACUUAACAGUGUAUUCUCUACGCUACAGUUUAAGCAUUUUAAAGUGACACAAAGUUGUAUUUUGAAAUGCUAAUUCAAGUGAAUUUUUACUGUAAGAAGAGCAGAUUUAGCUCCACUUCCAUGAACAAUUAAAAAUGGUUGGCACUAAAGUUUGUGCCCUGACCUAUAGUUGGUGAAUACUAUACCAACACAAACUAAAAUUACUUGUUUCAUUCUCUUGCUCACAAUAUGGAAUCCUGGGUACAUGCAUAUCAUUUACUCAAAAGCUGCAAUUAAAGUUCACGUUACUUACAGUAGUAGUGCCACUGUCUGGAGUGUCUGCUCCGCUCACUCAGUCCCUCUGCAAAUUGCACUCUCAGGUAGGUAAGGUUUCACACCUUAUGUGGGGCCGCACUGCAAACUGUUUGCAAUCUCUGGUAAGUAAGGUGACACUGUCACAACACUGUCUGCAAUCUCAGGAGUAAGUGCCACUGUCAUACCACUCAAUGUCUGCAAUCAGGAGUAAGUGCCACUGUCAUACCACUCACUGUCUGCAAUCAGGAGUAAGUAACCUUUGUCACACUCACACCACUCACUGUAAUCAGUGCAAUUAAUUCACUUUUCUCAGAACCUAGAUGUGGCAGAGGCAGCGGCCACAAUACCUGCUCCUCUCUGCUUGAUCUGUUCUGCCUCCUUUGCUCUUGCUCCUCUAUGCUUGCUCUGUUCCUCUUUGCUUGCUCUGCUCUGCCUCCUCUCUGCAUGCUGUGCUUCUAUUUGCAUGGUCUGCUUUUACUCCUCUCUGCUUGCUCUGCUCCGCCACUCUCGACUUGCUCUGCCUUUCUCUACUUACUAUGCUCCGCUCCUCUCUACUUGCUCUGCUCCUCUCUGCUCUUGUCCUCUCUAAUUGCUCUGCGCUGCCUCUUCUCUGCUUGUUCUGCUCCUCUCUGUUUUCUCUGCUCCUGCACACAUAUUGCCUAAUACAUACAAACCCAUACAUACACACUGCCUAAUACAUCCAUCCAUCAAUUUAUACACACAUAUUGCCUAAUACAUAGACCCAUAAACGCACACUGCCUAAUACAUACUCACUGAAUACUUACAUCCAUACACACACACUGCCUAAUACAUCCAUCUGCACACACAUAUUGCACAAUACAUAUAUUGCCUAAUACAUACACCCAUACACGCACAGUGCUUAAUACAUACAUCCAUACACACAUACUGCCAAAUACCAGACAUCCCAUGUCUCCCGGUAGUUCGGGGAGACUCUCGCAUGUUGAAUGCGGUUCCCUGACACCCGCAGAUCCUACAUAAUAUCCCGGAAAUCACACACACAAUCAAAUCUAUAAAGUAUGACUUCUGUGCAUGUCAAUAUGUGUGUGUAUCUGUGUGUGUUUCAGUGUGUGUAUCUGUGUGUCAGUGUGUAUGUGACAGAGUGUGUGUAUGUGCCAGUACGCAUAUCUGUGUGUCUGUGUGUGUUGGUGGAGGGGGGGGGAGUGAGCGCAAGCAUGUCAGGGGGAGGUGGAGUGACCGCACAUGUGCACGGGAGUGGCGUAGUAAAUUGUGAAGCCACCUCCCUGAAAUGCAUUUUUGCAUGUUGGGAUACAUUUUACAUUAAAUAUAUAAUUUAUAGCUGUGAUAAUAUUUUCAUUAAUUUGGUGGGAUUUUAUUUAUAAUAUUGUGGGAUUUAAUUUAUAGUAAUGGGUUUACGUUAAUUAAUGUUACAGUGAACCUGUCUAACAGGUUCACUGUAAGAAACUUUUUUCAUUAUAAUCUAUCAAAUGUAUUAUGAAUAUAAUUGGUCGCAUAGUCACUCGCACACGUCACUCGCACACACUCUAACAUACACUACUUACUGAAGUAUACACACGUCACACACUCUCACUAACACACGUAUUAAGUAUAUACACAAUGUCACUGACACACUCACUAACACACACUAUUAUUAAGUAUACACACAAUGUCACACACUAACACAUUAUUAUUACGUAUACACACGUCACUGACACACACUAUUAAGUAUACACACAAUGUCACUGACACUAUUAAGUAUACACACAAUGUCUCACACUCUCACUAACACACACUAUUCAGUAUACACACACAAUGUCUCACACUCUCACUAACACACACUAUUCAGUAUACACAUACUCUCACUAACACACACUAAUCAGUAUACACACACACAAUCAAUGUCUCACACUCUCACUAACACACACACACAAUGUCUCACACUCUCACUAACACACACUAUUCAGUAUACACACACAAUGUCUCACACUCUCACUAACACACACUAUUCAGUAUACACAUACUCUCACUAACACACACUAUUCAGUAUACACACACACACAAUAUCUUACACUCUCACUAACACACACUAUUUAGUAUACACACACACACAAUGUCUCACACUCUCACUAACACACACUCUUACUGAACUAUACACACACAAUGUCACGCACACCAGUUUAGUCACACUUUAUACAUACACAAACAUACACAAUAUGAUCAGCCCCCUUGGGCUCCAUGUGGGCCAUCCCUGUGCUAGGGCUGUGGAGGAGGAUCCAUUCAGUACUUACUGCUGGCUGGGCUCCCUCCAUGUUACUGAGAGCCCAGCCCCUGCCUGUAAACACGCACAGACACUGGAGGGAGGAGGAAGCAGGAAGCAGGCUGUGCUCACUGUGCACCGCUCUCCUGCUCCCCCAGCAGAAACAAAGGGGAGACUUCCUGCAGGCUGGACAAUGGUUCCUCCUCCCCUUCAGUGAGCACAGCCUGCUUCCCUCCUCCCUCCAGUGUCUCUCCAUGUUUACAGGCUGGGGAAUUCCCCUGCCUGCAGGAUCCAUCUGCUCAGGGGCUGGGCUCUCAGUAGCAUGGAGGGAGCCCAGCGAGCAGUAAGUUCAUUUCCAGUUGGGGGGGCACAAAGGGGGGCACAGCCUGAUCUAGGGGGGGCCAUGGCCCCCUCUGGCCCCCCCCAGUGAUGCCACUGGACACAAACAGUCAGACACAUACACAGACACAAACACACACACAGUCACACACAAACACAUUAACUUUUUUUUAAAUUUAAAUCCCCCCCCAGCCUCCUUACCUUUGGGAGUGCUGGGGGGGGGUCUCUCUCCCUGGUGGUCCAGUGGCUGCAGGGCGAGCGGGCGGCGCUGGCGAGGGAGCACUUCCUAUGAGCUGUCUGCUCAGCUCCCUUGCACGCCGGCUGCAGAGUGAGGCUGGGAGCCGGAAUAUGACGUCAUCUUCCGGCUCCCAGCCUCACUCUGCGGCGCGCGAGGGAGCUGAGCAGUCAGCUCAUAGGAAGUGCUCCCUCGCCAGCCGCCCGCCUGCCAGCGCCGCCCGCCCGCUCGGGAUGUCAGUUAGCCGCGAGGCUAACUAGGCAUUUGCCCUGGGCAUUUGGGGGGGCGGCGUUUUUUGCCGCCCCCUGAAAAAUGCCGCCCAAGGCAAAUGGCUUGUUUUCCUCGCGGCUAAUACGCCCCUGACCGUGAAGGGGUCAGGCAGAGUAUGUCAACAUCAUGGCAGCAUGGCGUUGCGUGAUGCUGCAUGCCUCCACUUUCCUCAUAUUUAAACAAUGCUGCCUGGCCCACAAGGGUGGAUGGUAGCCAUGAUUGUAGGUAUUAUCAUUUAUAUAGCACCAACAUUUUCCACAGUACUAUACACUUAAAGAAAGGUGAUAAAGUGGGUUCUGUUCAAAUAAGCUUACUAACUUUAAUUUUUUUGUUUCCCAUGUUGCUUAGCCAGGCCAGCAAGGAUAAAACAUUAUUUUUUUUUUAUUAUAUAUAUAUAUAUAUAUAUAUAUAUAUAUGGACUGCACAUCACAGAAGCAGAUUGAAAUAGACACAAGCCAUGUCUGGAUUUAAUAGUGUGGGCUUGGAGCUUCAGCUCCAAUAGUACCUACAUUUAUUUAUUUUAUUUAUUUGUAAAAUAUUUUACUAGGGAAUAUUAUUACACAACACAUAUACAAAAUUUAACAUAGAAUAAGUUUAUAAUUAACCAAGAUAUGUGCAUUGUGUUUUUGAGAUGUGUAGAGAGGGAUCUCUUAAAGGAUUUUAGGCUGGUGGAAGAUUUGAAAGUGUUCAGGAGGUCGUUCCAUAAUUGCCGUGCUCUGUUGAAAAAUUUUGAUCGAGCCGCUUUCUAUUUGUUUUGAGAGAGACUAAAUAAAGUGCUGGAUCGGAGGUUAUAGGAGGUGUGAACAGCCAGGGAGAGCAUUCUGCUCGGGUAGGGUGAGAGCAUCACAGAAAAUCUUUUAACCCCUAAACACAAGGCUGGAAAAGAUGAAGGGUGUAUCUGAAUUCCAGCUAUAGCCAUUCAUCUGGCCAUUUGAUCUAAUAUCUGCAGGCAUAAUGCAUAGAUGAAAUGAAUGCUUUGUAAGAUAACCCAAGUUUUUUGUAUUUCUAUAUAUGUACAAUUUAAGAAGUUGUUGUGAUGUCUGUUAGUGGGAUAGAAGAUGCUGUGCAUGUGACUUGAGUAAUGCACUACUUAAAAAGCAGGUACCUAGAGAGGGCUUGCUGACGCAGCUGCAACUAAAAGCUGUAGGUUGACAUGUAAACAUGUUUUAUGCAUAACAAUGAAAUAUGUGGUUGUUCAGUUGAACUGACGGCAUAUAAUCUAUGUGGGUGUGUGUUUUUUUUUUUUUUUUUUUUCUUCUCCUUUUCAAAGAGCGCUGAGUCCAACGUUGUGUCCAUGAACAUGAAUGCUCUUAUCCACUGCAGUCUUAUUUUCCCAUUUCAUACAAUCUUUUUAUGUAGUAAUGUUCCUAACAUAAACAUUAAAAAAAAAAUAUGAAUAAAAUUAACUAGAGAAUGUAUCAGUUUUUACUCUGUGAGCAAUUUUUUUCUCUUUCAAAUCCAUUGGUGCCAUUCUUAAUACUUCUCAUAUGCUCAGUACCAUUUUUAGAAUCGUUUCACUUCUUAUCUUGGACUUCUGGGUACUGCUCCCCAUCUUUACUAAUCAGUGCGAGAUUAAAGCUUAUAUCAGCUGAUUGUUUUCUGCCCAUGUGCUAGUUCUGCACUGCAGGGCUUAGCUAAUGAGUUUUUGGCUCAUACUGCACUGUACAGGAGGGGUAGGGAGUGGCACCAAGUGGACCACAGGAAGGAGCCAAACCGUUCUAACAAAGGUGAUAUCUUUAAAUUGGGGAAAGGGGUCCAGACACCAUAACCACAAGAUAGCACUGUAGUGGUUAUUGUGUCUGAAGUCAGAGGCGUCUCUGACUACACCUUAGACCGCCUAACCCAGCCCGUGAUGAGGGCUCGACACCAGAAGGGAGCUUACCCGGUGUGCUGCCAGGUGCAGGACUCCUCUAGUCUGUAGUUCUGCUGGGUGCACAGUUGCAGACCAUGAAGGUGUGUCUCGCAAGCUUUGGCCAAUAAGUGAAUUGCCUCAGAUUAUCAUUUAAGUGCCAGAGCUCGCCAGAAAACUACCUCAUUUUUUUUGCAACUCUGCCCAGUGGAGCUGCAGACUGGAGCCUGCUGGUCCACCAGGAAGCCCACUGGACCACUAGGCAGGCAACUGGUCCACUAGGGAAUUGAUUACAGCCCCAUCCCUGCCCAGGUUGGGGGAUACAAAAAAAUAAAAAGGUAUUGCAGGGUGUGGAGGCUGAACACAGAAACACAGCCUCACCACCCUUCACCCUGCCACUCCCACAUUAACCCCACCUAAUCCUGUCACACUCACCACCCUUUACCCUGCCUCAUUCUGUCUUACAGUAAUCCCCUUAAUACUUUCAUACACCCUUUCCCUCGCCAUAUUACACUACCUCCUCCAACCCUGUUUCACUCACCCCAACAACCCUGCCAUAAUCACACUCCCUCAUCAUGUCACACUCGCCCACUAAAGACAGUAUUCAUAUACACACGUACAUAGACCUAAAACACAGCUUCGCCACAAAAACACAGGCAGCCCCCAUAAACAAAAAUGACUCCUGCAGGUCCUCCACACACAUACAGUCCCUGACACAAGCACACUUGCUCAGUCAUACAUUCACACACAAGGAUACUCACUCUCAGGCACAUACACAGGUAUACAAUGCCAGACACACUCAGAAAUACACACAACCAGAUAAACAUCUGUAUGAUUGUAUUUAUCAAUGUGUGUUUGUGUCUCUGUACAUCAGUGUGUAUGCAUGUGCCUGAGUUUAACUAGGUGUGCUUCUAACAUAUAAAUACUAUAUACAAAACAUGGGGAAACACAUAUAAAGAACAUAUAGGAUAAAUAAUAUACAUGUGAAAUUAUGUUUUAUCUGUACAUUUUUUUUUAUUUUUUUCCCCUCAAAAUAAUUAUUUUAAUUGUUUCCGAUAACCCUUUCACAGUGGCAUUUAUAUAUACACCACUGCCAGGCUAUGCUACCAUACUCCACAAUUAUGUAUAGAAGGUAAGCAUAAUUGCAAAUUAAUGUAGUUUACAAAUUCUGCCAUAUGUAGCUCACAACACAGCGACACAAAGAGCCUCUGAACAAUGAAUACAGAGACUAGCGAUCUGUAUCCAGCGCUGUAAAUCUGCCCUUCAACAUAAUGGUUUUUUUCUAUUUUCCAUUUGCGGGGGUCCACACAGUCCUACAAUCAUUAAACUAACUCCAGUGCCAACCAAUCUGCCAUUUUUCCACAUUCAAAUUCUUAUGCCCUCCAGCCUGCCAUUUAUCUAUAUUUAUUUACUAUCAUAUUCUUUACCUCCAGUUUCCCAUUAAUUCUACCUCUUGGAUGCCCACAUUGAACCAAACCCCUUACACAAUAUAAGUGCCCUCUCUCACAAAUAAUGUGUUCACAAACUUGCUUCCCCCUUGUAUUCCCUGCUCAGUGCCAGCAUCUAGUGUAGUUCAACACUCCAAAAGCCUUGCAUGACCUUCAAUGUGGCAUUUAUUUGAUCCUUCACCCAAUGACUAUUGCUAAUAAAGUCUUAUUUAUAUAUACCGCCAAUCCCUAUAAAGAACACUACAUAAAGUUGCUAGGAAAGUGUAUUCUAAGACUAAUGCACAUGUAUGUCAAAUUGUAUGCAAUUUGCAGAUAGUCAUAGAUGGAAAAACUGCUCUCACUGGAAUUGUGUGCUACUUAUCGCCUUUAUUGUAUACUAAUGUCAUCAGUGAGUUUGAACUUGAGCAGAGACUUCACAAUGUUAACCAUUUAGUUACCCAUGACGAAGAUUUUAUGUUGAGUCUUGUCAGAUGUGACAUUGAAAUGUUCCUAGUAUUUAGUCUCUUCUCUGGUGCAUUCACAUAUCGCUGAAGGAGGUACAUAAAAGUAUACAUGCACAAAGCAAUCUAAUGUCUACUAUAGAAGGGAAGGUUCCUAUUUAAAAUAUCAAGCAAGGAAAGUACGUAUGUUCGAACAUACCAGGAGAAACCAACCCUGUAGUGCAACAAGAUCAUAAACAAAACUGUCAGACACCAAUAAGUCCAAAGAGUGAGCCAGGGAGCACUUUGAUGGCAUUGGUUCACAUACAGUAGUGUUGCCUCUUUCAAUGCACAAGGUACUGGGGAGAAUAGGCGUUUGGAAAUAAAAGUAAGUGUGUACAGAUAUCUGCACUGCAUGCAGAAAACAGAAUGAGAUCCAGAGUAAACCCUGAAGAAGCAGGCAAAUUAUUUAAACAUGAAGGAAAUACAGAAGAUGUCAGCAAUUUCUUUAAAAGUCAUGGUUUGUCAGGGAUUACUUGAAGACUGGUUUAUGAUAGAUUGUACACUCAGUAAAUACCAGAUGAUGCAGCAGCCUGCAGGUUAAUUUCUAUAAAUAUGUAUAAGAACCUUAAAGUGACACUCAAUGUAGCAUUGCAAGGUAUGCUCCUUGCACAGGUUAUGGUGCAAGGUGCUCCCUAGAUAUACAGCAAUAUACAAGAUUUGUGGCAGAUAAGUCCUCCGCUAUGCUUUUCACUUAACUUAUACAAGAUAUUAUGUACAUUUAACUCCCGUUUGUCUUGUAUAAGGUCUAUUCCAUAGCAGAUGAGCAAGAAUGGGUCAAAUCCUGCUCAAGGUCCCUUUAAAACAAGCUUAUGUGGGGUUUCAGGGCCUGACUGCUCUGCAGAUGUUUUAUUUGAGCUCCUCUGAACUAGACAUAAAUAUUAAAUAUCGUGAUUUAAGCUUCUAAAUAGCUGAUUAUCAGAAUCAGUCAAGUCUGCUGGUUCUUGGAACCAAUGAGACACCUCAUCUGCUGACAAAAAUGUCUUUGCAUCUGUGGCCUAGUUAACCAUUCCAGUGGAGGAAGAGGCCAAUCCUAGGCCGAGGCAGCACUCCUUGCUGAGGCAUUGAGCCAUAAGAAUCCCCAUUGGACUGAUGGAUGGUAUACAACUUUCUAACUGCCACUAUUGAGAACUUGGGCUGUAACUGUGCUGUUACUAUCCCCAUACAGCAAAGUGAUGGAUGCUACCCAAAGGAGCAGGCUGGGAGAAACCGCCUAUGACACACCCAGAGCUCUGAGCUGGAUGGCCAAAUUUGACCAAAUCUAUAUCCGCUUCUGGGAGAUUCUUGCUAAUAGGAAUGCCAAAUCUACAGCAUGAACCCAGGACCCUAUGCAGUAGAUAAAGUAGCAGCAGAAGAAGCAGAUUCAACCUGUCCAGGACCAUAGAUCACGAAAACCAGGAUUCCAAGCAAGCCGAGGUACCAACCCUCUAUCACUCACAAUGACCAGGAGAGCUUAUCAUCAGGCCAAUUUACGCUUCUGCUGUGGUGCAAAUUUGCAGUUGCCACUGGGAUACAGGACUAGGGACAAUGAGACACAGGAACCAUGAAUUGCAUGAAUUGGAGACAGUGGUUGGGUAUGCACCCUGGUGUCGGCAAGCUGGCUCUACUGAUCAACCCUUUGCACUGCUAUGCGGCUGCAUCAAUUUUAUGGUUUAUAGUCUAAUCUACUCUAACGGCACAGUUUAAUGCCUUGCAAUACACAUGCUAAAGCUAACCAAUGAAUGGUUAUUAACUACCUUUCUGAAAUUGUAAUUAUUUACUUUUUAAUUUCAUUUCUUUACAAGCAUAUCCUACUCUAAUAGCACAGUUAUGUUGUGUAAUUUGCAAGCUAAAUCUAGACCGCUAUUUAGAUACUAUUAGUCCAAAUUUGACAACUAUUAAUGUUUUUUUAUGUGCUUUUAUAACUUUUACCAUACCCUAAUUCAUUUAUAUGACCAAAAAGUAGGUGUUUUAUUUUGUGUGUUCGGUUUAUGACUUUAAAAAAAAAAAAUAUAUAUAUAUAUAUAUAUAUAUAUAUAUAUAUAUAUAUAUAUAUAUAUAUAUAUAUAUAUAUAUAUAUAUAUAUAUAUUUUUUUUUUUUUAAUAUGCAAGAGCUGUAUGCUGGUGAUAGUAAUAGUCUGUAAUGUCAGCAUCCCAAUAAGAAUGCAAUAAAUAAAAAUAUUUAAAAAAAUAAAUAAAAUUAUGCAAGUUUCCAUGUAAUGUGUGUGUGUGUGUGUGGGUAUAUACAGAGGUGGUAAUUGUACUUGGAUAUUUUUUUUCCUUACUGUAAAAACAAACCUUUAUUGUAUUAAGCACUUGAAAGGUUAUGCCAGAUGUCUUUUUGAUCUCUCAAGCAGGUACAAGAUGGGAAAAUCUUGUAGUCCCGUCAGCUGUGUACAUCUACACGUUUUAAUCAUCCACAUGCAGACAAAGAUUAAAAGCCAGAAAUAUUUUUUUCUCUUUCUUCUUCAUAUGUGUAAUUGUAGUUGCUGACAUGGUAAUUUUCAGCGUCUUGCAUGGAUAGACUUAUCUCUUAGACUUAGGCAGCUAAAGAUCAAAGUCUUCCAGCUGCAAAACUGCCUCUCUUUAAUUCCAGCCCUUUUGUUUGUUGGUAAUAUUAGCCCAACCUCAGUGCAGUCCUUGUGUCUGAUUAAAAUUAGAAAUUCUCUACCUGGUUUAAAAUAUUGUUUAUGAAAUGACACAUUUUAUAAGAAUGAACAGUCACUGUAUGGAAAAAGUGUGAAGUUUUCAUUUUUGUGUAGUGUGAUUUCUUUCUCGACCAUAGUUUUAAAAAAAUAAAUAAAAAAUGUAUGUGUGUGUGUGUGUAUAUAUAUAUAUAUAUAUAUAUAUAUAUAUAUAUAUAUAUAUAUAUAUAUAUAUAUAUAUAUAUAUAUAUAAUGUGUGUGUUUUGCUUUGUGGUUUUUUUUUUUGUUUGUUUGUGUUAUAGGUGGUGGUUUAUAGUAUGUGUGUGUGUGUGUAUAUAAAUUUAUAUUAUAUUACACCCCUCAACAUUUUUGUAAAUAUUUUAUCUUCAUGUGACAACACUAAAGAAAUGACACUCUGCUCAAUGUAAAGUAGUAAGUGUACAGCCUGUAUAACAGUGUAAAUUUGCUGUCCCCUCAAAAUAACUCAACACACAGCCAUUAAUGUCUACACCGUUGGUAACAAAAGUGAGUACACCCCUAGUUGUAAUGUCCAAAUUGGGCCCAGUUAGCCAUUUUCCCUCCCCGGUGUAACUCGUUAACGUUGCAAGGUCUUAGGUGUGAAUGAGGGGCAGGUGUGUUAAAUUUGGUGUUAUCGCUCUCAUACUGGUCACUGAAAGUUCAACAUGUCACCUCAUGACAAACAACUCUCUGAUCUAAAAAAAAAAAGAAUUGUUGCUUUACAUAAAGAUGGCCUAAGCUAUAAGAAGAUUGCCAAAGCCUUGAAACUGAGCUGCAGCACGGUGGGCAAGACUAUACAGUGGUUUCACAGGACAGGUUCCACUCAGAACAGGCCUCGUCAUGGUCGACCAAAGAAGUUGCGUGCACGUGCUCAACAUCAUAUCCAGAGUUUGCCUUUGGCAAAUAGACGUAUGAGUGCUGCUAGCAUUGCUGCAGAGGUUGAAGGGGUGGGGAUCAAUGCUCAGACCAUACGCCACACACUGCAUCAAAUUGGUCUGCAUGGCUGUCAUCCCAGAAGGAAGCCUCUUCUAAAGAUGAUGCACAAAAACAGUCUUGCUGAAGACAAGCAGACUAAGGACCGGGAUUACUUGAACCGUAUCUAGUGGUCCGAUGAGACCAAGAUAAACUUAUUUGGUUCAGAUGGUAUCAAGCAUGUGUGGCGGCAACCAGGUGAGGAGUACAAAGACAAGUGCAUCUUGCCUACAGUCAAGCAUGGUGGUGGGAGUGUCAUGGUCUGGGCCUGCAUGAGUGCUGCCGGCACUGGGGAGCUACAGUUCAUUAAUGGCUGUGUGUUGUUGUUUUGAGGUGGCAGCAAAUUUACACUGUUAUACAGGCUGUACACUUACUACUUUACAUUGUAGCAGAGUGUCAUUUUUUCAGUGUUGUCACAUGAAAAGAUAUAAUAAAAUAUUUACAAAAAUGUGAGGGGUGUACUCACUUUUGUGAGAUACUGUGUGUGUGUAUUGUGCCUCUCUGUAAAUAUUGCUUAAGACUUUUAUAAUUAUACGAACAGUAAGGAUGAAAUUUAUACUUCUAAUAUGAAAAUGGAACUUCUGCAAUAAAAAUACAAUCGGUUGGAGCUGUUCCUCAGGGAUCCCUGGUUUUUGUCAAACGGUUCAAACAUUUUGACCUAGUAAAGGGCUACGGCACCCAUUUGAAUGCUAGCUUGCACCGUAGUCAUUACAACAGGAUGUAAUAGAAAUGGUUCUUAAAUUACAAUUUUAAAUCUAUGUAUUUAAUUUCACCAUAUACAUGGUCAAAUGUCACUUCUCAAAUGUAUUCUGUUACAAUUACAUUAAUGUUCAGUGGUCAUGGACAUGUCUACAAAAAAAUAGGCUAUGCAUUCCUGAAAAAUUGUCACCACUGCUCGUUCCCAGAAUGAAAACAAAUGUGUUAUUCAAAAUAUUCUUAAAAUAGAUGUAAUUGACAUACAGUGGAAAAACUCUCUCCUAAAACUUUCAGAGGAAUGAAAUCUACAUGUUUCAUGGACAGUGAUACUUUAUCAAAACAGUCCGAUUAAUGUAUUCUGUAUGAUGCUCUGAUUCUGUCUGACUACAGACUGGCUUCUUCGGUUUAAGGAUAUUGGGACAUAUAUUCAUCCAUUUAUUGGUUUCCUUGGACAGUGGAUUUAUUUAGAUUUUUGAUUUGUCCUUUAUUGUGAAUAGGCCUUUUUAUUUUUAUUAGUAUAGCGUUUACCUCCUUUUUUUUGUAUUUUUUUUUUUUCUAAUGAACAUCUAGUAUUUGGGUACAAUUUGCACUAUGGGGAGAGCUGAAUUGAAGACUUUAACAUUUAAGGCCCAAAUAGCUGAACUGUUUUAAACAAAAACAAAAAAUCAAAACAAAUCUGCCAGUUUCGUGAAUUUAAAUUCACUUCACUUUGAAUUUCCCUAUAAUGGGUUAUUUACUAAUGGUUUUUACUAAUGUUUUUUGAGUUUUCCGAAAUUCUCAUUAAUCCUUUUUUUUUAUAAUUUUUUUUUUUUUUUUUUUUAGAAUAGCUUAACUGAAAACAUUGCUGACAGGAACAAUUUUAUCCAAUUUGACUAUUUCAGCCAAUUUUGUUAAUAACCUCCUCUGUACAUGCAUGAUCUUACGGGUUGUAGGUAAGUUUAGUACCUUCAACUAUUCUAACUGAUUUUAAUUUUUUUUUUGCAUUAUUUUAGUUUCAUUCGAUCACAUUCUUUCCUAUUCCACUUUUUACUCUAAAUAUAUUUUUAUUAAUAUCGCCAUUUAUAUAGCGCCAACAGAUUCCGUAGCACUUUACACUAUUGAGAGGGGGGGAUUGAACUAUAAAUAGGAUAAUUACAAGAAAACUUACAGGAACAAUAGGUUGAAAAGGACCCUGCUCAAACUAGCUUACAGUCUAUAGGAGGUGGGGUAUAAAACACAUUAUAUCAUUAAUUUCCCUCUUUGGGUCCUCUUGUUUAAAGCUGAUAUGUCCCUAUUCAGUAUUUCAUAACGAUAUCAUUUCAUUGAAAUUCCAACGCUGGACAAAGUAGGGACUACUUUGUCUUUUGUUAAAGCCUGAGGUUGGCAAAAGUUGACAAAAGGCAGUGAUCCAUUGUCAACCUUUGUCCAAUCCCAGCAGGCUUAACAAAAGUCUGUGGGAUUCAGGCUUUAUAUAUGGAGUAUUACGUAGAGAUCUUCGAUAACCCUCAAUGUGGUACUCUCACAUAUGCUCGAGAGUACAGCUCUAAUGUGACUUGUGGCAACGGAAGCACCAGGAGCUGAAGAGGACAACAGGCAGAAGAAAGAAGAUGGUUGUGAGCGACAGCCUGAGGGAAGUAAAAUUUACCUCCUGCAUCUUACAACCCCCAAACAGUUGAAGAACCUAGUUUAACAACAUUUAUGCUAGAAAAGCAUCAUGGGUUUGUCAUUUCAUAAUGCCUGGAGGAGUAACCUGUUGGAUUAUAUUAUUUAUAUAGCGCCAUCAGAUUCCGUAGCGCUGUACAAUGGGUGGGCUAACAGACAUGUAAUUGUAACCAGACAACUGGACGUACAGGAACAGAGGCGGUGGAGGGCCAUGCUCCAUGAGCUUACAUUCUAGAGAUCCAUUUUCUACUUUAUUUUAUUACUAAAUUCUGCAAGGGAAAUGACAACGAUGUUGCUAAAACAACAAAACAUUUUAGGAUAAAUGCGCUUUUCAGUGUUACUGGCCAGACUUUUUAUAAUCCAAACACAUUUAAAAAGUGUGCAGAAUGGUUAAACAUUAGUUUUCAUGUGCAGUAAAAGUUGGAAUGUCAGCAAUGUAUUUCACUCUACAAUUAAUUUCCUUGUCAAGACUACAAGUCAAAGUUUGUCUGAGAGGUUUUUUUUUUUUUUUUUAUGUAAGGUAUAAAGUACAAGUCAUAAAUUUGACACAUUACAAGUAUUUGACUUGGCAUCAGCAGAUAAUUUCAUAAAUCCAUACUGCUGAUUACAUUCGUUAUCACUUAUCAGGCACUAUUAAUAGCUCUCGUCUGAAAAGUUUAUAACCGUCUGCAUAGAUUCUAAUUGCUAUUUGACCCAUUUAGCCUAUUUCCCAGUUGAUGAUUGGGAUGUGUAUGCCUGAUUCUGACUGUUAACAGUUUUAUGAAGGUCACAGUACAAGUCUAAUUUAUCCUGUUAUUUAUAUAUUUCUUUACUCCAAAAGCAUUUUAUUAAGAGAAAUCCUAUUUAAAUAAAACAAUCCUAUAAAAUAAUUAGAUCUAUGUAAAUUUGUAGACUCAAGCCUAUGUUUAGAGGUAAUGGAUGUUUGUCCUUGGGAAUGUAGUGGUUGGGUUUCUGUUUCUAUAUAUGUGGGAAUGAUUAUGCAUCAAGCAUUUUUUGUUGUAAAUUCAUGACUUGUUUUUAAAAGUAGGCAUUUUGUCUCCUCCCUAAAUAUCCGUUAAUUCUGCAUUAUCAUGGUGAUACCAUGGUGAUUACAACAAAAACAUGUAAAACUGUGCUGAUUUAUUACUAGUUGUAAUAUAGUUCCCAUACUGUAGACAGGGGCUUAUGCUCACUAAGGGCAAGAUGGUGAAUGGAAGUUUUGAUUCCAGUUAAUGGAAAAAUAUUUUAGUGCGUUUACAUGAAUUUAAAUUGUACAAGUAUCCAGUAAUGUUCAAAAGGAUAGUCAAUUAAAUUAAAAUAAUUAGGCAAAAAACAACAACAGUUUAGCAUCUUGAUGAAUGUUGGUUGAAAACAAAUGGAUAUAAAAUACAACCAUAACCUGAAUAAAAGGGGAAACUAUGGGCCCCAUAACCUCUACAGCUUGCUCUAGCGAGCAGGGCUGUGUAUACAUAUAAUGUUGGUGUUUAACACAGAUGUGUAUUUGUAUGUAGUGCUGAAGUUUGAAUGCAGGGGUGUAUUUGUGUGUAGUGUUAGCAUGUGAAUGUUGAGAUGUAUGCACAUAUAUACAAAAACACACUCUUAAUACAAUACAGAUAUACACACCCUGAAAUACAUGCAGACACAUAGAUAUAUACACACACAGUGACACACAAAUACACAACCUGACACAUCGAUACACAGACACACAUACUAAUAACAUACAGAUACACAUACUGACACACAUACAGUCACACUGAUACACAUCCUGACAUACACAAAGAUACAAACACUGACACAUAUGCAUAUACACACACACACACACUUCAUACAGAUACGCACACUUAUAUACAGACAAACUGACACACAUACACUGAUAAACAUACUUACACAGACACAUAAACUGACAGAUAUAUACUGAGACACACAGACAUACUGACCAACAGAUAUAUACUGAGAGACACACAGACAUACUGACAAACAUGCUGACACAUUCACCAACACACACACACACACAUCGACAUACUGACACAAAGAUCAAAACUGAUGCAGACAUGCACACACUGACAUACAUAUGGACACAUACACUAACAGACAUGCUGACACACACACAUACUGACAGACAUAUUGACACACAUUCACAAACACACACACAGGCAUGCUGACACAUACACUGACAGACAUAUUGACACACAUACACACUGACAAACUGUCACACACUGACAGACAUAUUAACACACACAGGCAGACAUACUGACACAUACACUGACAGACAUACUGAGACAUACAGACACACACACAUUGACACAUACACUGACAGACAUAAUGACAUACAGACAUACUGAGACAUUCACUGAUACACACACACACACACACACACACACAAAAUUUACACUAUUAAACCCACCCUCCAGUUUCCUACUUUGUAGGGUGGCUUUCCCACUGGUGGCUGAAGCUGUUGGGAGUUGGGGUCUGGCUAGCUUGCCCAGACCCACUCCGCUCUGCCUCCUCCUGCGCGGCUCCUCUCUUUAUGGGGGGGAGGUGACCUGCGACCGUCACUUCCUCCCAGCCGGCUGCCAAAAAGCAAGAGGGCCGAUCGCACUCUUAAAGCGCAAGACUGGGCCCCUGCUGACAGAAGCCCACCGGGUGGCCCAUGCACUAAGGGCCACCCAGUGGGCCUCCUUAGUGAGCGGCUGCACAGACGGGUGGGAGAAAUGCUUGAGGCCAGUGGGGCCCACGGUGCAGAUGCUUCGGGCUCCCCAGAAGUAACUAUGCCUGGGGCAGCUGCCCCAUUUGCCCCACGGUAAAGACGGCCCUGCAUUUCGGAGAAAACCAGCACGUUUUUUUCCAUUUGUUUAUUCUUUAUUAAUUUUUUCUAAAUUAUUGUUGAUAGAAAAUACAAAAGCAGACAUGGAAUCAAAAAUGACCGUACAACACUUAUGAAUCAUGGUGAACAGUCAAUUUAAAACACUCCUCCCUUCCUGUUAAAUCACAUAUUCACGAAUUACUCCGUACCUAACCAGCACGUUUUUAAUAAGACAUUCAAGAUAGGUUUGCAAGAGUCCACUUCUAUGAGAUAAACAGGCAAACGUAAAGGAAACAAAGAUAGAGUAAUCAGGCUAGAUUCAAUGGAAUAUAACAUUAAGAAAAAAUGCCUCUGCGGUGUUGUCUCACAAGCAGAACACUCCAGCUAGCAAAUUACAUCCACAGGCUAUGUGCAGACAUGUAAAAGGGGUCUCAACUUUGCGGUCAGCCAAUUCCUGUUAUGGGUAUGGUGCAGUGCCAUGCGAUAUUGCCAUUCAGCUUGCCCAGUGUCAAUAUCAGCUGGGAGUUCCCUGUGCCUAGCUGCUGCCCUCGACAACCUGCUUCCUUUUGCAUGGUCCACAUGCUUGCCCAUAGGGUAGGUGCAGAUGACUUUGAUCUGCUCUUCACCUUCCUUGAGGUAGGUCGGGAAGGCCUUCGCCAUCUUGGACGUGUUUUAUGGCGUUGGGCACUGUGGAGCGUUCUCUGAGGUGGUGCAGGUACCUUGGGUAUUGAUUGGGUUCUCCUGUCACUCAGCUUCCUCCAGAAGGCAGCAAACAGUGCAUCUAGCCGCUAUAGGAUGUUGGGCACCUCUCCCAGGGGAUCUGUGGUACAUGCGGCUUCCGCCAUCUUGGAAGAAUCACACCAGAGCCAUCUGUAACUGCGUAACGCCAUGGAGCACUGUUGUAGUAGGGCAGCUAUUGGGGUGAGGACCGGGAUAACCCCCGCCGGUCCUGAGUGGGGUAACAGGCCCGAAGGUGGGGUUCGGGAGAGUGGCCGCUUCUCCCAGCCAGCUUCAGUACUAGGCCGCACAAAGCCUCCUGCCAAUCACCAGCAGGAGCCAAGAUGUCAGGGCACUACAAGUAACCUCUGCUCAGCAGGUGAGUAGCAGGAUUGAACUGUAUUGUAAAGCGCUACGGAAUCUGUUGGCGCUAUAUAAAUGGCAAUAAUAAUAAUAAUAAUAAUAACUGAGACAGAAUAAUUCCCUGAGAGGCGAUGGAAUCAAAGGAUUAAUUGGCUAGGCGAGGAGCUCUAACAGAAUGCUUCCUGCCGCCAUUAAGGUCAGGCCCCGCCCCCUCUUAUCUUAAUUUUAUCUGCAAUGUGCAGUGAAUGUAUAUAUCUGUUUUUUCUUUUUAUGUGAACACUUGCCAUAUCACACAUUUUCUGCAAAAAGUUAUCCUUUUAAAAACCUAUCAGAACUCUUCACUCAUUUUUUGUACAUCUGCAGCAUUCUGCAUGCCUUUGUAUUUGUCAGUUUAAAUUUUUUUAUGCCUGACCUCACUUGGUACUUGGCUGGUGAGGUUGAGGGGAUAAUGGCAUCGACCAUGGGAAUGUAUGACAACCACAAAAGCUGUGUGUGUGUGUGUGUGUGUGUGUGUGUGUGUGUGUGUGUGUGUGUAUUUGUGUAAUACAAUUUAUUGUAUAAACUAAUUUAUGUAUGCAUAUAUAUGUGCAACAGAUGAACAAAAUCUAUAUAUAAUAUACAUAGAAAGCCGCAUAUAAAAAUCUGUAAUACAUUAUGCCAAGUAGAUGGCGUUUAAUGCUAAAUGUGUUAUACAGUGUUUCUCGGGGGAGAAAAAUGGGUCAUUGUGUUUGAGCUAUACAUCUGUAACUACACAAAUUAUGGGGCCCGGGCACGGAAAGAUUGGAGUUAUGGGGAUUUUGUCUGUUUCUAAUCUUUUUCCAGGAAAUAAUGACUUGGAAGAGGCUAUGCCUCCGUUAAUGCAUUUGGCCACAGAAUUAACUGUGCAGUGGACAUCUGGGGCAUCAGAGAUAUGCAUGUUCACUUUAUUGUAUAUUGGGUUACAUUUGCACUACUACAAAAAUAAGAAAAAACACAUUGAAUCCUUGAUUACUACUUCAUUAAAGCAGCUCUGUCAACCUCCACCCUCUUUAUGAAAUACUCACUGACUGUGUUGCAAUUUUACUGAAAUGGGUGAUACAUACCAUAAACAUACAGGAUAGACAGACAUUUACAUACUUCCUAAACUCUCCUUAUUAAGGGCCUAAAUCCCUGUGUCCAUCUUUUCAAUCCUAGUGUCCCACUUUCCUAGGAGCUCUAUAUUGUCUUGGGUAUAUAAUAGAAUUCCACGGCAAUAAUGCUCAUAGUAAUGUAGUAAACUACACUAAAUGUGUUUGGAAAUCAGUCUAUGUAAAUAAGAUGUGUUGCUAAAUUACAUUUGCAUAAAUUGUUAUAGAUUGUUAUAUUUAAGACCUAAAAUUUCUUAAUUCACAUCCUUGGCCGAACUCCAUAAACAUUGUAAUACUGGAAUGUCUUAGUUGAAAGCAGUGGGCCAUGGCUGCUUUCAUCCCCAUGAAAGAUGUGUUUGCAAAGAUAUACCCCAUCAAAGAUUCUUUUCUUUUUAUCUUAGUGCCUUUCUACAAUUCUUUGCAUGUCUAAUAUUGAUACUAGGUUUGGGUGCCUGCUUACAUUUUUUUUUUUUCUGUGCCUCAUUACAAAUCGUAACUUCAGAUCACUGCUUUAAAAUCUUAAUUUGUAUACUUUAUUUUUUUUUCUCCUGAAAUGUUAAAACUAAACUAAGCCUCACAUCCAUGAAGCAUGAUAAAAAGAAGACAAAUGGGAGACAUGAAAGUCACAAUACAGACAGUCUGUCCAUCUUUGGAGCCUAAAAUUUGUCAGGAGGGCUAGCCUGGUCUUGUUCUUGAAUUACCUGAGCUAUUACUGAUCAAAUACUUGCACGCAUCACAGAGAAAAAAAUGUUGUUCAGUAAGGUUUUUUUUAACUUUUUUUUUUUUACUUGGUUAUUUUUACACUAUUAAUGAAUGUGAAAUAUUAUGUGUGACCUUGUAAACAAAAUAUAUUACCAUGGAUACACCAAUGUGGACUUAUUCUGAGAGAUUUAUUUGUUAUCCAAAGAAAACAUAAUGUGAAGAUGCAUGAAUGUGACCAUGGUAUUAAGUUGUUACCUUCAAAGAGUUCAAGAAUUUCUGUAACUGUUAAAGCGCAUCUGUUAGUUUUUUAUUUUUUAAAUAAUUUUUUUUACACACUUGUCUUAUGUCCACAUCCCCCUCUGAAGAGCCCUUUUUUAAAUUAAAUUUUUGAAGUUUUGCAGAAGGAAAAGUAGGGACUGCAAAAGGUGGAGCUUUAUUCUACCUCUAUAUUCUUUUGUCACUGGUUGUCGUGUUCUAACUCACCACCUUCCAGUGACACAUCACUUUCAGCAGCAUCAUGUCAUCGACUGUCUAUUUAGACACUCGAUAUACUAGGUCGGAAGAAGCGGUUUCAAGCAGCAUCCAUCUUGGAAACUUGUAGAUGACAUCUAGGAAGAAAACAUAAGUAGCACCGUUCCCGGGGUCACCAAAUUUGUGGAAGGAGUCAGGGGAGCUUGAAGGAGGGACAUACAGGGCUGGGGGACCGGGGAGAAUUUAGUGACCGAUCUGCUUUAAGGGAUUCUCAAGUACUGAGUUGCAAGGUAUAAAAAAUAUUCAUCCUGCAAUAUGUAAAUUGUGUAUAUGGACAUUUGGUGACAAAAUUGUGUAUUUGGAAUGGAAUCCUAACAUCUUUUAGUACCAGACCUACAUGAUUUGAAUGCCACAGAAUAUUUGGGAAUUGUUGCAGCAUAUGUAGAUAUUUUUUUCUAUAUAGAUCAUCUCCCCUUUGUGGUGACAAUAUAAUCACUUUAGUGUGGACUUUUUCUGCAGGAUUAUUUUCGCUGUUGCAAAGCACAAUUCAGCUCUAGCUAGUUCCAUAACCAUAGUGCCAUUGACCUGCAGAGUUCAAUAAAGAGAUUUGGAAAGAGGCAGAACGGUAGAAGCUACCUAAAUGUGUAGAUGUAAAUAUCUGUAGGGGGAGACUGUUUACUCACCUUCUUCCUAGCUCCAUCGUACUGAUUUAAAUGGUUAAAUUGUCCUUUCUUUUGGCCUCUACCAUAUCUGUUAAUUAUUUAGCUUCUUUUCUUUCCACAGCUUUCCUUAUCUAUUCUAACUAUACUCUUGGUUGGCACUUUCUUUAUAUUUUGAAGAAUUUUGGUCAUAAUAAAUAAAUAAAAUAUAUAUAUAUAUAUAUAUAUAUUGUGUGUAAUUUCCUUCCUAAAUGUCAAUCGGUACUGUCUUAAAUGUCUUCAAAUCUAAAAUGUUUUUGGAAAAUGUAUACUGGGUUUGUGUGUUUACUAUUUUGUCUGUAAAUAAUUUUUGGUCUAUUACUAUGUAGUAUCCUUUUUGUUUUUUAUUUUUUUUUAUUUUUUUUUAUUUUUUUACCAUAUACCCUUUAUCUUUUAGAUUUUUUUUUUCCCUGUAUUAAAUUAUUUUACAAAUUUAAAUUGCUUACAAAUCUUUAAAAAAUGUAAGCCUUUUUUUUUUUUUUUGGGUGAAAAUGUUCCACAAUCUGAAGACCUAUAAUUUUUUUAUUUUAUUUUUUAGGCCUAAUGCUUCUGGGCCCAUAUUGUAUUCUGAUCUUUGUGUUUAAUUCCUUAAAUGAAGAGGAUGUGCAUAAAUCAAUAUUUAAAAAAAAUAAAAUAAAAAAACCCACAAUAAAAAUAAAUAUUUAUGUUUGUACUGGUGAUAUGAAUAAUGCUUUCAUGCUUUAUCUUAAAAUGAGUUCCUAUGUUUUUCCACUACAUUAGCAUUUUAACUCUCUUGUUAAAAAAAUGACUCUAUAGUUUACUAAUGAGGAAUGUAAUUUAGGUCAAAUUUUUGCUGACAGACAUAAUCCUGAAGUCCACUUGUCUUAGGAAAACCUCAUCCAUUAAAACAAAUUAUAGGCGCCAAAAGAGACAAGUGAUUGACUUUAUCAGUAAUGAAUGCACUUGUAUGUAUUUAGUCAGCUUUUGGUACUUAAUUGAGGCUACAAGGUCAAAAUCUGUCAUAUGUGCAGCGUAACAGAUGGGCUGCAUGAAAGACUUUGGAUAAGUGAAGAGCAUCUGUGUUUAUAUCAUGUUUGAUAAAUAUAUCUUGUCUUUCUUCAUUACAAUUAAUCACUCAAAGUGCAAACAAACGAUAAAAUACUAAAAAUAAAAAGUAAUAAUAAUAAAAAGUGCUACAAUGCGUUCAGGUGGCAAACUGAAAAUUUUUGGAUUUUAUUUUUAACUUAACUAAAGAGUGUGUGUGUGUUUGUUUUUUCUUUAUUUAAAGCCAGGGAUACAUACGUGAGCUCAGAAAUACAUACUAUCACGAGUAAUAGUCCUUUAGUCAUAGGCGUGCGCAGCCUAUUGCCUUAGGGUGUGCACACUAAAGCAUGAACACACGCUGUGUGUGUGUGUGUGUGUGUGUGUAUAUAUAUAUAUAUAUAUAUAAUGUGUAUGUCUGUAUGUAUAUAUACACAUACACUGCUGUGUGUGUGUGUUUGUGACUGUGCUGUUUGUGUGUGUAUGUUUGUCCUGUGAGGGUGCUGUUUGUGUGAGUGUCGUGUAUUUGUGAGGGUGCUGUUUGUGUGUGAGGGUGUUGUGUUUUUUUUAAAGGUGCUGUGUGUGUUUGUGAGGGUGCGGUUAGUGUACUGUAUGUGUUUGUGCUGUAUGUUUGGAGGGAUUUGGCAGAUUAGUAAAUCCUUGCUGCCAUGUGCCAUCCCUGGUGGUCCAGUGGAGAGUGAACUCUAGCCUGUGGGGCUAGAGUUAACUCUCGCGAGAUCUGAGCGUUGCCGCAGCAACGCUCAGAUAUCGCGAGAGGAACCUGGCGGAGCUUCUGUCUAGAGCUCCCUGGGUCCUCUCCUGCCUCCCUCCAUGCUGCUGUGGGCCGGUGAGGUAGAUCUUUGGUCUCCCCGCCGGCCCAUGGAGGCUUAGAGCAGAGCCGGCACUCAGAUAGCGCCGGCUGCGUGUGUGUGUGUGUGUGUGUGUAUAUAUAUAUAUAUAUAUAUAUAUAUAUAUAUAUAUAUAUAUAUAUAUAUAUAUAUAUAUAUAUACGUACACACACACACACACAUUCACAGACAUUCACACACAUACAUUCACAGAUACACACUCACUCACUGACACACUCACACUCACACAGACACACACACAUACACUCACACACACACACAUUCACAGAAACACACUCACACAGACACACAUUCACUGACACACUCACACACAUAUACACUCACAGACACACACAGACACUCACACACAGACACACACACACUCACACAUAAGAACAAAUUAUUACAUUUUAAUUUAAAAAAAAUGUCCAUCCAGCCUCCUACCUGGAGUGCUGGCGUGGACUUUUCCCUGGGGUCCAGUGGGGCGGGCGCUCUCGGCAGCUCAGCCACGGCGAGGGAGCUCUCUGCUGUCUGCCCCCUCUCGAGAGGGAGCAGAGAGCAGACAGCAGAGAGCUCCCUCGCUGCGGCUGAGCUGCCGAGAGGUGGUGCGGAUCCAUCACCUCUUGCCCUCCCCAUGACAGGGGCAAGAGGUGAAACAGGGGGCGCUGAGUGCCUGCAGGAACAGCGUUCCUGCUCAAAAAAAGUGCAGGAACGCUGUUCCUGCAGGACUCAAACCAUAGGCGUGCCACGGGGAUUAGGGUGUGCCCAGGCACACCCCGUGCGCACGCCUAUGCCUUUAGUUUUACAGAAAUAAAAAUAUAAUAGUGGUAAAGGGGGUACUACUAGGAAAAGAUGGCAAAGUUUGUAUAAAGCGAUUAAUAAAGGUUUAAAGUGGCACUGUCAAAAAAAACUAUAGAAUAUUUGAAAUGCUCAUAUUGACGCAGUUAGAUUUAAAAUUAAAUUCCAAUCCAAGUGAUAUACUGAGACAAAUAGGACCUGCCACUUAGAACCUGCAGUGGUCACUGAUAUCUAUAUCAAUGGAGGAUUCCGCAGUGUUUCAGGAUCCUCCAUAGACCUCAAUGCUGUACACUUGCACAUGCGUAAGAGUACAACAGUGAUGUUGGCUCCUGAAAUUGAAAAACCAGGAGCUGAAGAGGACCUGCCAGAUGAAAAUGACAUCAUCUUUAAGAAAAGGGUUCAGGUAAGUAGAACUUGGUGACCUUUGGCUCCGCCAUAACCGGACCCCCCCAGCAGCAAUGUCACAAUGAUUGAAAAUUCUGCACUGUCCCCAGACAGUGACUGUGCUGCUUUAAGCCAAAAUGCUGUUCUAAAAUGUGUCUAGCAACAAGUAAUUUUUAUCAUACACUCUUUGAAAUUGACACGGAAGUCAUUCUUUAGACCUGGAUAGCAAAAUCAGGAUCAGGGGUCAAAGUCAAAAGGCCUUUAAAAGGCCCUGUCUAGUACAUUUUUUUUUUUUUACUUGUUUCCAAAGGUUGACAACCUCCAGACAACAGCAUGACUUUGUGUCCACAUUUCCUCCACCAAAUAUCAUUCAACAAUUUGUCCAUCCUUAAUUACUUAACCAUGUUAGUAUAUCACCUAAACAUAAUCUUAAACAGUUGCUCCUGAAAGGUCACAAACAACAAGACUUGUGCAUCUGCCUCCAAAAUAGUACGUUCCAAAGUACCUUCUUCCUCUAAACCUAGUAAACCUAGUAAAUCUGCUUCCCAAUGUCUGGGAUAGGUAAGGCCAUCCAAGACUUGAAAUGUUGAUAAAUAAAGUCUUGCAUUGCUGAAGUCUAAUUGUUUUGGCUGGAACACUUGCUGCAUAGACUCUCUCAAAGAAUGUAGGUUUCCUAUACAAUUCAUAUAUCAUACCUCCCACCGUUUUAAAUAUACAAAGAGGAACUCUUUAAAGUGGCUCUGUCGCAACCAUAUACUUUAUAGGCCGCCUCAACUGUACGCCUUAUCAGAGUCCCAGCAAUGUAAAUUUGGCUUCUAAAAACACCUGCACUAACAUUAUAUUAUUUAUUUGUCGUGGCACCUGAUCCUCAUUGCCGGUGCCGUCAUCUUCAAAUUUUUGGCAGCGACGUAAUGUCACACUGCCUUCUUUGCCCAUAGUAUGAGACUGGGGAAACUAGUUUCAGAAUCCGCGCUAAACUUGUGUGUGUGUAUAUAUUACUAUGGAGAUGUACAAAGCUGUGCAUGCCCAGUAAGCCUCGAGCAAUAAAAAUUGAACUGGAGGUACACCGCAUUCAAAAAUUUAGCAAGUCAUUAAAGGAUGGACAGGAUAGAGGUGAGUAUUGUGAGAAAAGUAAUUUUUACAUUUUUUACUUUUACAUUUAGUCAUAAUUAGGUUUACUAUCAGUAACUGAAUGCGUCAAUCUGGUUAAUGGUAAUUAAACACAUACAAUACUGCUGCUAUUCUUAAUUGAAGUGAAAAAAAUUUAAAUAAAAGGCAUUUUAAAAAUUCUAAUGCUCCACUAAAAAUAAUUGUCUUGCAUCUUGCAUUUUUGUACUGUAGAUGAAAAAAUCUGUUAAUUUCUUAUUCUUGGAGUUAAAAAUCUACAAUUCUUAAAGGAACACUAUAGUGACAGGAAUACAAAUGUGUAUUCCUGUCACUAUGGUGUUAAAAAUGCAGUAUAGGGCCCUGGGUUCCCUUGGCACACUUUAAAAAAAUAAACUUACCUUUUUUUCCAGCACUGUGCGGGUCUGCAGUGGCUGGCUCCACCUCCUUGGCUGAGAUCAUCAAAACUGAUGACCUCAACCAAUUCAAUGCUUUCCCAUAAGAAACAAAUAGAGGCUAUUGUGCAUGUGCAGCAAAACACCGCACAGCACCAAUCUGCAUUUCCUCAUAGAGAUGCAUUCAAUCAAUUCAUCUCUAUUAGGAAUGUUUAGCGCCUCCCUCCAGUGGGUGGAGAUGCUGAAUGUCAAUGCUGCACACUAGAGGUGUUACAAGGCAGUCAUUUUCUCUGAAAAGACAGAGUUUACAUUAAAAAGCCUGCAGGGACAGGCAGUAGACACCAGAGCAACUACAUUAAGCUGUCUCUUUAAGUUAUCUAUUAAACAAAAAUAUUUCUCACAGAGCUAGACAUUGCUUGUGUAGAGUAGGUGGUUUAGUGCAAAGGGUCAAAUCUUUUUAUAUUUUAGAACCUUGUCAUCAAAAGGCUCUUGUUUUGGUCUAGUGACAAAUGUUAUAUUUAGCUCAUUUGUGUUAUUGUAUCAACCUUAUCACCCUUCCUUAAGCUUCUUACCUUACCAUUUAUGUAUUUACUAAAAUUUUGAAUGUUAUUAAAAUCUCACUUUAUGUAGUUACAUUAUGUUGCAAAUAUGUUUUUAUAUUGUCUUUUGAAAUAAAAAUGUAUUUCGAAAUGUAAACAUUUGAAUUGAGUAUGCAACUGGAAACUAUUCAAUACCACUUGUUGAUUUGGGCUGUUGAUAUCACUGGUGCUAAUGCUGUAGGUCAGACAGAGGAUUAUGGGAGGUGUAGUCCACAUUAACUGGAAUAGCACAGGUCGCAUACUCAAUAGGCGGGAUAGGCAACCUUUGGUACUUGAGAUGUUGUGAACUAGCAAUAUGGCUGUAUUAUGGGAGGUGUAGUCCACAACAUCUGGAGUGCCGAAGGUAGCCUGCCCCUGCUCUAGAAGGAAAUGUGUCAAUGAGACUUGCUCAUAUUUGUCAUAUUUUCUAUUUCAACUUAAAAUGCCAUUAUGCCCUGUGCAUGAUCGUGUUGCCACUAAACAGCAGAGUGGUAGAUAAUGUAACAAAUAAGGGAAAGGAUUGUUGGGGUCUGUAGUAUUUCUCACCCAAAACUCCCAUGUUUUCACUUUUCCACCUACAUAGCCUAUGGUAAGGAAUGAUAAGUGAAUUAGUUAAAUUUGAAUAGAUGGUAAAGCUUGGGAGAAUGUUUACUAGAUAUGUGGUUUGUAUCGUCUGAAUGGCAAAACAUUCUUUAGAAAUAUGCAGACAUGUUCGACCUGUUUUCUUUACUUUCAAAAAUCAACAUGUUUAAAUCCACAUUGCAUUGUUUUUGACUUUUUUUUUUUUUUCUCCUUGUUCAUAGAAACAUUGUGAUGAGAGCUAGGGUUCUACAUUGAGAAGGGUUUCUGGCAACUUCAUCCUAGUAAAGAAAAAGAAUUCAAGACUAUCUGCUCCCGUGACCUUCAUUAUGAGCAGGCCGUUAUUCCAAGCCAGUAUGCCAGAACAUGAGAUCCACAAUGUUUGUGUUUGGCUGCCCAACAGAGAACAACUGGAUGUAACGGUUGGGGUGAGUGCCAUGUGCUCUUUUUCAAAUGUACAGAUGUAAGGUUUAUUGUGUUCUUGUCUCAUAUAUGGCAGCUUUUGAAAUAUUAUUACAAAUAUGCAUUUUUGGGCAAAAUUGCUGGAAAACCACCUUUCUUAAGAUUUCUUUUUAUAUUUUCAACCCACAUUUUUAUUUAUGAUGUAGAAAAAUGCAACAUGCCCCUUAACAUCGAAAAACAAAUCUACAUGUUCUAAACCAUUUUUACGUUCCCAUCUUUUAAGCUCAGGAUCUAAAUAGGCCUCAAACUGAGUAGUUUCACUCAUUCUUAUACACUUCAGCACAGCACUGGUCUUUGUUCGUUAUUGAAAAUCUAUAAACCGCACCAGUCCAAGUACUGUCAACAUUAUGGUGACUUCAAAACUAACAACCUGAAGGUUUGAUGUCUUUGUGUUUAAGGAGAAUAUGAAAAACAAGUCACAUUUCAAUUAAACACGUUUUAAGAGGUAAUUUGUAAUCCCACUGGAAUGCAUUGCAAUCCCCUGCUGGGGCUUAAAAAUUUGAAGCACUGGGACUUCUUUAGUUUUGGAAAUUUGUACUAAUUUUAGCAUGUUGGAAUGCAACUUUGUCUGAGAAAUAUAGAUCAUAUAAUAAGGUAUGUGCCAAAAUGUCUGAAAAUAUUUUUCUUUUAGUAAUUUUAAGUGAAUUUGUAGCAGUGAGAGGUUCCCUUUGUUUUUCCAUGGUAAAACAAAAUAAAUACAUUAUUCUAUAAAAUGUUAUGGUUUGUUUUUAUGCUUGUAUAAAAUACUAUGUAUAUGAACAAAACAAAGGGCUGCCAACUGUACCACUCUUGACCGUCCUGAUAACAGGGUGCAGUUCUGCUGUCUCACACCAGUGAACUGUCCCUGGGCAGAUGCACUACCCAGCAAAAACUAGGACUAUACAGAGAGUGCUUCAGUAGUGCAUGUAUGUUGGAAACGGGGCGAGAGGCUUGACACCAGGCUGACAUGCCCCCUUAGUGGUUGAGCAUGCCAACUUACUGGCCUUCCCCACCCACUAUGGUUGUUGCCUGGACGCAAGUUGCAUCACUGUCGAGCAGAUCUCUCAACAUUCUGAUUUUGGUGAGACAGUCACAAUUUAUGGGUGCUUUCCUCCAUUAUGACUUUGUUCCAUGUUGUCCUACUUUUGGAAACACCAGGGAAUGGCCCCCAACAAGCAUAGUUUGAAUUCAUCAUUAGGUGUAGUUGUGCUGAGCUCAAGGCAUUAGGACCCUGCAUAGAGCACUGACACAGUGCUCUCUGCAUGAUCUACCUUGUUGGGCCCACCGACUUGUCAGGUAGCCUGGCAUGCAUUCAUGCCAAACUUACCUGCCAAUUCCUUUUGUGGGCAGAGCCAGUGGCAUGAAUAACAUCACUGGUCCAUCCACUUUACCCCUUCUAACGGAGUUCCACUUCACAGAAUGCUGAAUUUGGAAGGUAUGUUGGAAACACCCCUUUGAACAUCCACCCACCUGUGGAAAUUCCAUACCUCCCAAUGUUAGGAGGUCUGAAAACAUGCUUAACAUACAGGAACAAUAGGCGAAGAGGGCUCUAUACUUUGCAUGUUAUGGCAUGGUAUGUAGUCAAAUUGUUAAUGGUGAAUGUUUUAUUUCUUUCAGGCGAAAGCCACAGGACAGGAGCUUUUCAACAAAAUAUGUGAAGCCCUUGAUAUCAAGGAAGCUCAUUUUUUUGGGCUUAGCAUUGUUAAGAGUGAGUACAAAAAAUUAUAAACCAACUGAUUUAAUUGUACAACAACAUUGUGUGCUUUUUAAUAAUAAUAAUCAGAAAAAAACACUCUAUAAAAUAUUGCAAUUCUGUUGGCUAAAGCAAUUCUGAAACGUAUAUGUGUAAAAUACCUUCCACAUACUGGUAUUUAUUCUAUGAUGUUGUGUGUGGGCCAUCAUAGUAUCCUGACAUAUAUGAAAGACCAGAUCUACAUUCUAGGUUCUAAAAGACUGCAAAAUUACAGGGCUCAUAUCUUAUGAAAGGCAAAUAAGUAAAAUCAUGAAUGACCAGUUUGGUUGAUGCAGGAAAUGGGAAAAAAUGGUUGGAGAUUUGUAUCCUACAAUAUUGUUUACUUGCUAAUUAAUGCUCUUUUCCAGUGCUUUGGAAUGUGUUAGGGCUUUUAUAUCAGGGAUAGGCAAAAUAUGGGAUUCCCAAAGAUGUUGAUUCCCAUAAAGUUUUUACAGCGAUAAUGCUGGCAAAUAUCAGAGGGAUUAUUAAUGGAACUUUAGUUUUAUUUAAAUAAGGACACAUGAGAAAUGUCAUGUUUCCCUUUUAUUCUAGAAGUUAGGUCCUUAAGGGGUUAAAGGGGAACCACCACUGUUUUAGAAAUAAUGCCACUUAAAAUCACAUAACUUGUGUUUAACCUUUUUUAUGUGAUGCUCCAUUUUCCUCUGCAUGUAUAUUACAGGUUUACUAACUGCAUCACAAUCAACAUUGGUGGAGGAGAAACUAAAAUAUGUGUUUUCUCCUUCUCCACAUACUUUGUUCAAUCAGAGAAAAGGACAGAGUUUAUAACUAUGAUUGACAGGGAAUCAAGAUGGAGGUGCUCAUUUUCUGACUAGAACAGUGUGUUUACAUAAACUUUAUUUUUCAGUCCUUAAAACACAUGUCUGGCAAUGUCUCUUUUCAGCUUUUUAUAAAGAUAGUUUUUCAUAUUAAUGUAGUCACAUUCCAUGAGAAUCCACUGGUUGUUGAAUGUUACUUCCCCUCCCCCCAACUAGAAAAUUAGAACCAGUCCCAGAAAGCCUUGAGGCACCCCUCAUUCCUGCUUUAUCCACAAGAAAGCCUCCGUUAUGGUUCUGUUUCUUUUGGAGAUGGUUGAACUUCUUUGAAUCUAGAAUCUUCACUUUAACUUCAAUCAAGUUAUCCUGUCAAAGGAUUUUAUACCCAAUUAGGUGCUUUAUCAGGGUUUAGAAAGGAUAGGCUAGUGACAGAUCCAUGUGCAAUUCCCUUCCAUGUUUCACACCCAUUUAAGGGUUAUUAUACUGGGUUUCCUGUCUUCUGUCAUUGUGUACUACUAGGUGGGUUCACCUGCAUGGAUGGGCCAGGUGAGGAGAAUAUCCUGUUGCAUGAUGCUCAUUAAGCAGCAAUAUUAGUGCAUAUUUAGAGGCUUUGGUUUCUUGUUGAAUUGGCCCUGUCUGCUGCUGUGUUCUCCAUAUGUUACUUAGUUUGUGUGUUUUUAUCAUCCUGGUAUCUUAGUUCUUUAAUUGAAAUGCACCUUUUAGAAGGUCUGUUUUCUGCUUCUGUAAUUUUGUCCGAAUUUCGUCCAUUCAUCCAUAAGGUGACAAAUCGAAAUUACAAUGAAUGAAGACUUAAUUGAAGAUAUGCUUGCUUGUUGGAUGACCUUUCAAUGUGCUAUUCAUUCUUCGUUCGUUCAUUUUGUUAAUUACAAGGUUAAAUCCUCCCACAGUGCCCAAGUCUAGUAUGGUCCUUGCAUACAUUUGAAAUACUUGGAUUGUAUUAAGAAAACCUUGUUAUCAGAGUUCAUGAACCUACCACUGGUUUUUUUGUUUUGUUUUGUUUUGUUUUGCAUACAGAAUAAAGUUCCAUGCUCUUGUGCAAUUUAAAGUGAAAACACUCAAUUUUGUCUUUCUGCUAAAGGAACAUAUUUGCAUAAACACACAGAUGAUGUUAAAAUGGUUCAGCAUAUAUCUAGUGCAAAAAUAACAAAAUUUGUGUCUUACUGGAUGACAAUCCGUUCUUUAGUUAUUGUUUUAAAAGCUAAAGCUGUUAUUUGGGAGUUCUAUUAUACAAGUUGGACAAUACUCAGUGCUAUAAUUGAAAUCCAAAAUAAAGGAGUUCUAGUUAUUUUGGAUGUCUGGAGGAAGAUUUCAGUCCUUUUGCUUUAAAGAAACACUAUAAUGUGAGGUGUAUAUAUGUGUGUGUUCCUAAUGCCGUUGUGUCCUAGUCACCUAUCCUAGUCUGUUCUCUGUGGUUUGGGUGCAUGUAGUGUCCCUUUUAACUUUUUCAUUCACAUCCACACGCCAUGAAAGUCAAAGGCUUGUAUGUGAAAGGUGUGUUCAAGAUUUAGAAGCAGCAGUGUUUUUGUUUUUUUUUGUAUAGUUUUGUACUACUAUUCCACAUUUCUUUUCAAAUAUUUUUUAUUAAAGGUUUUAUAUUUUUACAUCAAUAUAUGCAAUACGUUUAUAUUGAAUACAUAUAAGACAAAUUGUAUACGGAGAUACAUACAUCAAAUGUACAAAAAGAGUAUAAACAAAACAAAAAAUAUAGUUUAUAUUAUUGCACACUUCUUUUGACUGACCGGUGCAUUAAAGCACCUUGGGAAAACACCCAUACUUAAAGUAAACAAAUAUUCAUAUAGCAGAGGAAAGAUUUUGUGAACAAGCAUCAAAUAAUUACAAAUGCUAAUAUUUAGGCUUCAAGAGACGUCAUUUUAUUAGAGAAAAAUCCACCAUGUACUCUAUGAAAAAAGUCCGGUCCAGGCACUCAGGAUAUUGCACAAAGCAUAUUUAUUCCUGCUUUGUGCAAUCUCCUGAGUGCCUGGGCCUGACUUUCUUCAUAGCUUGAGCACCUGGAUUGUAUGUGAGUGUGAGAUCAUUUUGUAUAUACACCAUGUACUAUAGACAUAAAUGUUUUAAAAAAGCAACUCAAGUGCGAAUACAGAAUUUUGCAGAAUUAAAUAUUCAGUUGAUAGGACGUGUUAAUAUUUUAUAAUACCGCUUACAUUUUGAUUUUACUAUAUGGUUAAUUCCAUUGACAAUGUUCCUUUAAUAAUGCAGAUUGAAAACAUUGUCUUGUUUAUCUUAAGACAUGUCUGCACUCCACUCCUACCAUUAAAAAUGAGCAACCCAUGGCAGGAUUAUAAGCAUUCCUAUGCCUUACAAACUUGAAAAUCCUCUUUUGUAAUGUGUGUGUGUGUGUGUGUACAUAUUGAAUUAGUGUCUUCUCACAUGAUAUAGUUGGAGGAAAAAGCAGGGCUGCUAAAGACUUUGCAAUACAUUAGGAUCUUUGACUUCACCCUUAGGCCAAUUAACAUUUAAAAAAAAGAAAAUGUGAGGUCUGGUAAAGAUGGUAUUUGAUAUUGUUCCUUCCCUUGUCCUUGCAGGCAUACAUAAAACAAUAUGCUCCAGCAGAGCCUGAUCAGAUCUGAUUUUAAAUGCUUUGUUGGUUCCCAGGUUUUUAACUUGAGAAAAAAAGAAUGUGGCCAGACCAUCUGACAGAGAUUUUGUUGGCUUCAUCACUAAUCCAAAUCACCUACGUGAGGGAAUGAAAAGGGGUCUCUUUGUUUUUGCAGAUGCAAGCUUACACUGCAUGCUUACAUUCCAACUAUAUUAAUUUCAUUAAAGCUGGAAUGUACUGCAGCAUUUCUUCACAAAAGGGAGGACUUGGGGAGGAUAUAGUGGUAUUUCUGCUUUACAAACAUUCAUAUCUUUCUUUUUUUUUGGGGGUGAUGAGGCGGGGGAGGAUUAUUUUUCUAGUUCCAAAUAUUAAAUGUACAAAUCAAAGAUUUUUUUUUUUUUUUAAAGUUUGUAGAAUGAAGGAAGGAGAUUAUUUCAGUUAUGUUACCUGUUUCUGUCAAAUUCUAUCGCGAAUCAAACGUUUUGUAAUGUUUAUUAAUAAAUGCUUUUUGAUCUUUAUGACAAAACUUUUCUGUGUUUGCAACAAGCUUGUUUCUCAGUAGGCAAGUUUAUACUUUUAUUUCUAACCAGUCUGUGAGCAGAUGCCUACUGUUCAAGCAAAUGGUGAAUGUUAAAGAAAUACCCCUUUGUGGUACUAUACAAAUGUUAUGAUAUAUUGAAUCUAAUGGUCAGGAGCUUAACACUGAAUAUUAAUGAAAGGUAAAAUACAAUGUAAACCAAAUGUAAUUAGAUAAUUGGAAACACAUCAGUAAUAAAGUGAUUCUGCUGGUAAGGAGGAGGAAAAAAAAACUUAUAUUCAUAAAAAACAGUAUUUGAUGUCCUGUACAUGGUUUUUAUUUGCAUUGUUAGGUCACAUGUAUGUAUUUCAGUGUACCGUGCUUUUUAAUUCUAGCAUAUAUACCAUUGGGAUUAAUUUUUGAGAAUCUUGAUGUUCAUAUAUAAAUAGUUUGUUCUAGUGCACAAACUGUGUAUCACCAGGACAAGGAGUCCUCAUGUCAUUCAAAGAAUAACCAGUAUAGACAAGUCUGAAAACUCCUUGGUUUCUUUGACAUCAAACUGGAAGUUGCCUCCUUGUAUAAAAUAUACCCUAUGUAGGAAUUUGAAGUUGGAUUUCACUAGCACUUAAAGUAUCCUGUGGGUAAAGGGUUUUUGUAUUGGCUCAGAAGAUGUGUACCUAUCCUUUUAUGAACAAGUAAAUUACCAUAACCUAUUUAAAUAUUUAGAUUGCGCCCAUAGUGUUGCUACACAUUGCCUUUUUUUUAGGCUAUGUUUCCCUUAUUCCUAUUAUUCUGGUACAGGGGUAGGCAACUUUCAACACUCUAGAUGUUGUGACUACAUCCCACCCCCCACUUCUUCCCCCAGCAUUAUAGCUUUGUCAGCAUUAUAGCUGUAAGAGGAUUAUGGGAGAUCUAGUCCAAAACUUCUGGAGUGCCGGUGACUGCAUACUCCUGCUCUAGGAUUGCCAGGAUAGCAGACAUGCCUCCACUCACAGCAUGUCAAAUUAGGGCAAUGAGGGAGGUAUAAAAUCUCCCUUGUACUAAUGUGGGAGUCAUAUUAACCUCAUAGGCUGCUUAUUACUUUAACUAUUUAAGGUGGCAGCUGGCUGGCAAGCCCCUUGUGCCACAUAGCUGUCCAUUAUAGCCUAGCUGACACAUUACUGAACAUCAGAGGCUCCAAACAAAGCUUUCUGGAAAAAAAGUGUGUUUGGAAGAACUGAAAAAUCUCACCAUACACAAAUUUACUGCAUUAUGAUCUAUAUAUUGUGCUGAUUAUACCCCCAAUCAUUUUUGUGAUAUAAUUUUAAUACAAACUUACAUGUGUCCUCGAGACCAAUAUAUUCCUUAGAUAUGCACAAGGAAUAUUCUGCUCCAAGGUAGAAUUGCACUAUGUUUUAUAAGCCUCUGUCAGGUACAUUUCUCUCUCAGAGGAUGUGGGGUGUGGUUUGCCUUUAAUCUUCACAAUAAAUUAUAUAGUUAAAAAUAGAAGCCCUUUUACCCAUGAAGCAUGUUUCAUGUCAUCUUAUACCAGAGUGCUGGGGAAUUUAUUUUCACUGAAUGCUGCCAAUCUGCAUGCCAAAAAUGGAUGAAGACUCUUCUGUGCCAGUCUGGGGUCACUGACUGUGUUCAGGUGGCCGUGGUUGUAUUCUUCUAGGAAAUAUCCACUGGCUUUAAAUUCUACAGUAAACGGACUGAUGGGUUUGCUAUCCAAAGACAAAGUACAUGAACAAAUUAGUAGACCAUGUUCUCUGGUACCCUAAAUAUGUGGGCUUUUUGCCAUAAAAAUCCACAAUUCUUUGUGAUCAAAAUCCCAUAUCACAUACAAUAUUCAAUGUGUGACACAGUAUGUAAUAAGUAGUGAUGUCCCGAACGGUUCGCCACGAAUGGUUCGCCACGGACUCAUCAUUGAGUAAACUUUGACCCUGUGCCUCACAGUCAGCAGACACAUUCCAGCCAAUAAGCAGCAGACCCUCCCUCCCAGACCUUCCCACCUCCUGGACAGCAUCCAUUUUACAUUCAUUGUGAAGCUGCAUUCUUAGUGAGCUGUCCAGGAGGUAGGGGGAUCUGGGAUGGAGGGGCUGCUGCUGAUUGGCUGAAAUGUGUCUGCUGACUGUGAGGUACAGGGUCAAAGUUUACUCAAUGAUGAGUCCGCAGCGAACCGUUCGUGGCGAACCGUUCGGGACAUCACUAGUAAUAAGUCUUCAUGGUAUACUGUAAAAUUUCCGGUAAAUGUAAAACUAACAGGGUUAUUCUGUAAGCCAAUGUGUUUCUGCAAAUUAAAUCUAAAUUUUCAAAACGAAGGCAAAAAUACUUAAGAUAAUGUUCGAGUUUGAGAAUCCAGAUCAUCUAUUUGUGCCUCAAUUUUUCCAAUUUGAUUGAAUCAUAUUUUCUAUCUGGUUUAGCGGUUUAAUGCUGUAAGUGUUGAUCCUGUAUUUAAGUAUUUAGAUGGCUAAUGGCACUUGUUGCAGGACAAUAAAAAAUAUAAUUUAACAUGAGGAUUCUGCAUCUCCAUUUACUGUGCCAGGAAUAAGCAACCUUGGCGUAGACCUCCUGCAGCAUCAGCAUCAAUUCUAAGUGAUCAUAUUUGACUUCAUUAUUCCGCUUUUCAUUAUUUCCGCUUUCAUUCUAGUUUUGUAGUCUGAAUAAUGCUCUGUAGUGUGUGUGUGUGUGUGUCUCUUUAAUAUUUUGGGUGAUUGGAAUUUGGUUGGUAAACUUUAUAAUGGUAUACAACAAAUGUUUACUCUACCCUCCCCCUCUCUCUAUCCUUUGCUCCUCUUGGCUGCAAAUACAUUCAUAUAACUGUUCCAUCUCCAUCUCUAUUCUCCAGGCUUCACUUCACACUACCAGAAACCACAAUACUGAAGCUCUCCUUUUUUUUCUUUUUCUCAGCACUACCCAGCCAACCACUCUCCCCUCCUCCCACCCAUCCAGGUUCCUACUAAAUAUAUAGGAUAUUCCUCCAGCUGUUUGAGAGUCUCACUCAAUUACCUCCUCAUUCCCUUUAUAGUUUACCAAUAGCUGCAACUCUCUGUUAACUUCUUUUAGCCAUCAUUUCUAAUCCCCCCCUCCCCCUGCUAUCUCUUGUCUCAAAUCCCCUUUAGAUUGUAAACUCAAGGGCUAUCUAGCUAAGCACUUUGUAUAAAAAUGGCUAGAUCUAAGCUUAUGGGCAGGGCCCUCUCUACCAUUUGUAUUUGUCUGUGUAUAUUGUAUGUUCUCCUCUAAUAGUACAGCGCUAAGGAAUUUGUUGGCACUUUAUAAAUACCAAUAAUAAAUGUAUGUAUACAAAUAUAGUCACAACUGUACAUGGUACACCCCAUUCUAAGAAAGAGAAUAAUGUAGAACUAGUUGUGUGAUGGAAAGAGUUAAAUAUAUUGUUUGAACUAUAUACCAGUUUCCAAUCAUGGCAUGUUCUCAUCGUCGUCUGUGCAGUCUGUAAUCGGAAUCAAACAUAUUUAAGAAAAAUUGCUGUAUUAGAUAAUGACAGCAAAACUAAAUGAAACUCAAGAUUCACAAUUGCAAAUAAUAUAAGUAUACUAAUAAAAUGUUUCAUUGUACAUGUGUUUUUCAAGAUGGUUUGUUUCAUUAUAGACAGAUCUUUCAUACUGUGUAAUGCACCAUCUGGUGCACAGUUCUACCCCAUGUAGUAAGUGUACAAAGUCUAUAAAUAAUUUUUCCAACACACCAAAAAAAAAAUUAUGGGUUUGAGCUAAAAUUUUGUAUUGUGAACCACUUUCACAGUAUGGCUUUUUCCAUGUAUUGCAAAUAAUAGAUGUUGGCAAUUCUUCGAGCUGGUACUCCGGAAAGCAUUGACAUUAGCAGUGACAUUAGCCACUCUGCUUGAUGGGGGAGGGAAAAAACAGAAAACAAGAGAAACUGUCCAGUGCCUCAAUUUAUAGCUUUAUAAAUACUAAGCACGUAGUGUUUUGCCAUGCAUAUCCAUAAACAUCUAUUUUUAUUUUUUAAUUCUAUUUUUUUUUUGGGGGGGGGGGUUGUGUCUGAAAAGCCCAGAGCCAAAGCUGUUAGAUUAACUAUUACAUCAUUAACUUUUUUUUUACCCUGGCUUGGUCAUUUUGGGGAUAAGCGCACUCUCUCUGUACUGCAAGGCUUCUGUUAAACGGUGGAGUGAACAGUGUCUUCAUAUCCUAAUGCACACAUUUCUUAACUUUAGGUUCUUGAGGAUAGUGAGAUUUAGUGAUUUGAAACAAAGGAAAAGGUGCACACGAUACCAAACACAUUAAAAUGCCAGAUGACUGCUAGCAUGUUCUAGUCUUUUAAUGCUGAUAUUUCCUCUUACAGAUAAUGAAUAUAUAUUUAUGGACCUAGAACAGAAGCUCAACAAAUAUUUUCCAAAGGAAUGGAAAAAAGAAACCAGCAAAGUAAGUCGGCGAAGAAAGAUGAACAAUCACAUUCUCUGUUGCAAAGGAUUUCCGUAAAAGUGUUACUCCUAGCAUCAUAACCUCUAUUGUCUGUUGCUCUGAUGUGAGGAGUACUAUGGCCCUAUUUCUCAGUAAUGUCCUCCUAUCUUGUCCUACCAGUUGCCUGGCCUCCAUUAAGUCUGGUUGUGAUGUGCAUCUGGAAAAAUCUUUUGCAGAGAAUGGACAUUAGCCAGCCUGGGAAUAUAGUUCGGGGCUACCUAAUGACGCCUCAGUGAUGUUGCCAGAGGUGGAGUUACAGCACCGGCAACAGAGUGGAUAAUAUCCGUACGGCGCAGCUUUUCACAGCGAAAUGCUGCAUAUACUUAUUCCAGCCACCAUGACCAAAACACUGAAGUUGUCAUGGUGCUUAGAAUAACCCUUUAAGAAAUGAUGGAGUUUAUCUCUCAAAUAGUUGUAUCUUGAAAAUUGGAUAUAAACUGCUUGUGGGCGUAUGUUAGAUGCCCAUUGGGAAUUCUGACAGUGUUGAUGGGCCAAUUCUGGCAACAUCGGAGACAAAAACGUGUCUAUUUGAUCUUGCUGUUAUGCCUCACCAUGUGAAAACAGGAAAUGGGAUCUAUGAGACGCUAUAUAUUUUUUUCUACUGCUUAUAUGUUUGAUAUUCUUCUUCCACCUGUUAAUGGUAGACUGAGUUUUAAAAGUAUGCAAAAUUGUAUGAGUUGCUGAACCCUCAUGACAAGAUCUAUCGAGUUAAUCAUCUCAAGUGGCCUUUGUGCCUAAUUCUUUAUUGCACCAGUUUAAUUUAACCACUUGCUCCCUAUCUAAGCUUUAUGAUUCUUACUAGCCUACUUCAUCAACAAGCUGUAACUAAUCGACUGCAGUUGGCUGAUAUGGCUUUUCUGGUAAUUUUCUUAAUAUAGAUUUCUGUAUGUUGCUUAUUUAUAUAUGCUCAAGGAAAAAAAUUAAAAGGCAUUCACAUUUAUUAUAAAAUAUUCACAAUGAAAAUCAAUAUAGUUACUAUACAUUGUAUAAAAAAAAAAACAGUAAGAGAAUGUGCUCAUGUCAGAAGUUACUGUAAAGCCAUUUGAAAAGUUAUUGUAUCUCAAAAAUAUGUAUAAUUGAGCUAAUAAUCUAAACUGGAACUGUCCCUUUUAAUUGUGAUACACCCCGAGAAACGGUUCUUCAGUGUUUACUGGGGUGAAUGACAUUAGCGGAGGUAAGUUAAAAUGUACUUCCCACCACUCGCUACCUUGUUACACCACCCCAGAAUGCCUUGGAAGCCUAGUAAAGAAAUGCCAUAUACACACUUUGCAUUUUCUCCAACAGUGUACAUGUGCUGUGCAUACAGCACUGCAACAAGGUAUAACUAAUUUAACGGCAGAGUAUGCAAAAUAACACUUAAAACAAAUUCACUUGCACACAUUGAAUCUUGCACAAAGUGAAUCUGUCAACAGGUUAUGUGCCAAACUAUUUCUGGCAUGGGAAGACUGGUUGGACAAGAUUCUUAACCCUUUAUUGGUGACAUUUUCAGCAAUUUUAUGAAAUCUUAAAAAUAACAUACACUUUGCAGUUAUUUCAACAGGCAGAUCAUGUUUUAAAAUCCAGUGCUGUGUGUUUAGUGACCUCCUUGCAAAUAUUACACAUAAUAAAUGUGAUAGGGCACCCAGGCUAAACAGAGGGCAUUUGCGCAUUAAGUUCAGACAUGUUCAGGCGAUAUGUGCCUUGGUCUUCUCAAGAUUAGCAGGAGUUACACUCGUGGGCAGCACCUACUAACUGAAAUAGUCACUGCUUGGGAUUGUAACUCACUGAUCUCAGUAAAAUCUUAAUCCAUAACCUGUCCUAAUGUAAAAAUAAUAUGAUACCCUACUUAUUAAAUAACACAGAACCCCUUAAUGACAUCAUUUUUACAGUGUACGGUAGGUGUUGUGUAGUUAAGAUAAUGAUAAUAUAUAUAUAUGUAUGUAUGUAUGUAUGUAAUAAUCGCUAUGUGCUGCCUGAAAUUGGUGGGUAUAUACCGGUAUUCUCAGGUGGUAGCUAUUUAAAUUUCCUUCAUUAAAAUGAUGGUUAGUGCCGCUUAGGAGUGUAAUUAACUCAGACCAGAAAACGUAUAGCUAGAACUUAGGGCCUCUGGACAGCUUGGAUAUUUGAGAUAUAUGAGGCAUUGGUAGUGAACCAUCUAAUAUUGGAAAGUAAAUAUUAGGGCUCGCAUACUGCUCUGAGGAGAUAUAUGCAUUAUUACCUAUUCACUACAUGGAAUGAAUGUCACCAUCUGUGUGGUACAGAUUCUAAAACCUAGUCUGCAAAUGUAACGAGAGAGAGUGUGUACAAUCCCUGCAACAUGUCAUUAUUAUUUCUGUAUUUAUUUUUUUCCUCCUUAAAAAGGAAAAAAAAAACUGAAAUAAAGAAAACUGCCCAUGGCUAGAAGCAAUUGUAAUGAUAUAAUUGCUUAGCUAGCAGAUUAGGAAGGAUAUUUUCAGCUGAAGGUGCAAUAUCAUGACACAAUAGGUUUUAAGAUUUACAAUGCACCUUUUAUCGUGUUCUGCAUCAUGCACAUCUAAUAACUAAAACCAACUAUUCCCUCUAGAAAAUCCAUUGAGUAGAAAAAUAUGCAUGGCAAAAUCUGUAGCUGAUAUGGAUGCAAUAGAACUGUGAAAUAUAAGAAUGUAUAACUUUUAUAUUCUGAUUCUCUUUAUUAUUAUUAUUUUUUUUUGUCUAUAGGUUACUGAGAAGUUCAGCCCUCCUUGUGUUGCCUUUUUCAGAGUGCAAUACUAUGUAGAGAAUGGAAGAAUAAUAAGGUAAAAAAAAUAAUUCAUGCGAAGAGCAGCAGCUAAAUAGUUCGUACUGUGUUUGUUUGUUUAGUAAGCUUAGGUUUGUUUGACUUUAAUCAUACAAGAAUACACCCACAAAUGUCAAAAUUGUGCUUUAGUUUUCCUGCUCUAUUGGACUAUAGCCUAGGGCAGUUAUCACAGUCUCACUAACUUCCAGGAAUGUAUCAAUUGGAUUUCUAAAUCAAAUACAAAGGGGGGAGAGAGGGCAGGAAAUAAUAUUGGUGCUUGUAUUCUUGCAUAUGACCGUACCAAUGGUUUAAUCGAAUCUAUACAGAAUGAAUGGGACAUUUUUAAUGGUUUAAAGUAUAAAAUGUGUAUUUCACAGUAUGUUUCUCUAAGAACUGUAAGCACAAAUAAGCAUGGACUUGGUAAAUAACCAUGUAAAUCAGUUGGAUACUUUAAAAUAAAGUGCUUGUUAAAACUUAUACAAAUACACAGAAUUUUGGCAGCAUAACCACUUUAUCAAGCUGAACAAACAAAACAAAUGUAUUUCAUAAAAACAGCUCUUUCAAAUAUAAAUUAAUUAUUAAUGACCUUAUAUUUAAAAAAAACAAAGUUUUCCAAUUCAAUCCCAGAUUAGUAUUGUCAUGUGUUUUAGCAUUAAAGCUGUAACCCUAAUUGAAUUACUAAAGAUAAAUGCAUCAGUGUAGGAACUAAUGUUCAAACAUCACAUGAAUGUAAUUUCUUGGCACUUUGGUUUGCUUCCAAUAAAUUCUGAAUAAUGUUACAAAGCAGGUUUAAACAUAUAUUCUUUGCAGUCUGUAUAUUAGGAUAACAUUGUGGGGCAAAGUUCGAAAAUGUCAUAUUUAUAAUGCAAAAAAAAUGCAAUUAGCCUGCUGUUCGUACCUAAUCCUUGAGUGGAAGUAAUUACAUGACUGCCUCGUUAGUGAGGAGUUUAGCAAACGCUGGUCUCACACAUAUAUACACUGCUCAAAAAAAUAAAGGGAACAAUUAACACAACACAAUGUAACUCCAAGUCAAUCGCACUUCUGUGAAAUUAAACUGUCCACUUAGGAAGCAACACUGAGUGACAAUCAAUUUCACAUGCUGUUGUGCAAAUGGGAUAGACAACAGGUGGAAAUUAUAGGCAAUUAGCAAGACACCCCCAAUAAAGGAGUGGUUCUGCAGGUAGUGACCACAGACCACUUCUCCGUUCCUAUGCUUCCUGGCUGAUGUUUUGGUCACUUUUGAAUGCUGGCGAUGCUUUCACUCUAGUGGUAGCAUGAGACGGAGUCUACAACCCACACAAGUGGCUUAGGUAGUGCAGCUCAUCCAGGAUGGCACAUCAAUGCGAGCUGUGGCAAGAAGGUUUACUAUGUCUGUCAGCGUAGUGUCCAGAGUAUGGAGGCGCUACCAGGAGACAGGCCAGUACAUCAGGAGACGUGGAGGAGGCCGUAGGAGGGCAACAACCCAGCAGCAGGACUGCUACCUGCGCCUUUGUGCAAGGAGGAACAGGAGGAGCACUGCCAGAGCCCUGCAAAAUGAGCUCCAGCAGGCCACAAAUGUGCAUGUGUCUGCUCAAACGGUCAUAAACAGACUCUAUGAGGGUGGUAUGAGGGCCCGACGUCCCUAGGUGGGGGUUGUGCUUACAGCCCAACAUCGUGCAGGACGUUUGGCAUUUGCCAGAGAACACCAAGAUUGACAAAUUCGCCACUGGCGCCCUGUGCUCUUCACAGAUGAAAGCAGGUUCACACUAAGCACAUGUGACAGACGUGACAGAGUCUGGAGAUGCCGCGGAGAACGUUCUGCUCUCUGCAACAUCCUCCAGCAUGACCGGUUUGGCAGUGGGUCAGUAAUGGUGUGGGGUGACAUUUGUUUGCGGGGCCGAACAGCCCUCCAUGUGCUCGCCAGAGGUAGCCUGACUGCCAUUAGGUACCAAGAUGAGAUCCUCAGAUCCCUUGUGAGACCAUAUGCUGGUGCGGUUGGCCCUGGGUUCCUCCUAAUGCAAGACAAUGCUAGACCUCAUGUGGCUGGAGUGUGUCAGCAGUUCCUGCAAGACGAAGGCUUUGAUGCUAUGGACUGGCCCGCCCGUUCCCCAGACCUGAAUCCAAUUGAGCACAUCUGGGACAUCAUGUCUCGCUCCAUCCACCAACGUCAUGUUGCAUCACAGACUGUUCAGGAGUUGGCAGAUGCUUUAGUCCACGUCUGGGAGGAGAUCCCUCAGGAGACCAUCCGCCACCUCAUCAGGAGCAUGCACAGAUGUUGUAGGGAGGUCAUACAGGCACGUGGAGGCCACACGCACUUCUGAGCCUCAUUUUGACUUGUUUUAAGGACAUUACAUCAAAGUUGGAUCAGCCUGUAGUGUCUCAAGAAAAUAACUUUUUCCACUUUAAUUUUGAGUGUGACUCCAAAUCCAGACCUCCAUGGCUUGAAGAAUUUGAUUUCCAUUUUUUCAUUUUUGUGUGAUUUUGUUGUCCGCACAUUCAGCUAUGUAAAGAACAAAGUAUUUCAGAAGAAUAUUUAAUUCAUUCAGAUCUAGAAUGUGUUAUUUUAGUGUUCCCUUUAUUUUUUUUGAGCAUUGUAUAUUUAUUUAUUUGGGCAUACGCUGUCGAUCUCAUGUCAUGAAAUGUAAAAUUGACGGGCAUGGACAAUAAAGACUUAAGCCCAAUGUGGUGGUUAUGAUGCCAGGAUUCCCCUGUUCCAGUUCCUUGAUAAUGGGCCAAACCAUUUAGCAAUCAAUGUGCCCCCUUUCUGGGUCCCCUCAAAAGUUGCCCUUAAUUGUCAUUAGUCAGCCGGAUCCCCAGUGAUCCUGCAGAAGGUGGAGUUAAACCUCUGGUAGUAGAGGGAUUAAACUCCAUAUGAAUAGCAUUUUAAAGCGAUAUACUACACAUACAAACUGCAGUCAUGGUGCUUAGUUACCCUUUAACUUUGUCAGGACUAAGAUUUAUUUUUAAUUUUUUUUAUAUUGUGCAGUGACAAGUGACGACUAUAAUCUCUCCUAUUUAUUUUUUUUAUAUAUAACCAUUAUAUCUAAUAGCAUUAGUAAUUUCCUGCAGAGAAUGAAAUUAGAAGUGCUAAUCACAUUAUUUAAAUGUCUCUUUGCUUGUGUUUUAACUUUUUCAAUAGUUUCAUACCUACAGGGUGGUAUAAUGAAAACCGUAAAACAGGCGUUCUCUUUAUUAACUGACUGAUUAAAGCAAUUUAUAAUUAGGAAAAUUAGCAUGUAAUUAGUUUGGCCCUUAUCAGUAGCAAGUUAUUCCGCAAUAGUACAAGCUGUACUUCUGUAAUAGUUUUUCUGUUUGGAACAUAAAGAAAACCAAAUAACACGGCACUGCUAAAAAUCAGUAUAUAUUUUUUCGUACAUUAUUUCCUAUUCAGCAAUAAGCAAAACAACAACAAAGCAAAAAUAUAUAUGUUUCAUACAGCAUUCAUAUUUAACAAAGAACAAUCUCUUCACAUUACAGCAAAAGUGUUUAUUUUGUAACAUUACUAUACUAAGUCACAAAUGACUACAUACGAUAUUCCUUCUGGUUUUGGCUAAACAGAGGCUACUAUCUUUGUCCAGACAGUUGCCCCAGGCUACCUUCUGAAUAGAUCAAUUUUAGGUAAUUUGCUGUCAUCCCAGGCCAAAUCAAUGUGCAAUGAUUCAGUGAAUCUCUUGAGUUCAGCAUCGGAAACGUGAACUGUACAUUCUAAUUCAUAGUUUGCUGUUUAAUCAUCAUCCUAACACUCAAGCUGUGUUCGCUCUAGUUAUAACUGUACAAUCAUAAUGACAAACUAUAGACCCAAUCGUAUGGGGCUACUAACACUAGCUUGAUUGUGUACUAUUUUUAUUUAAAUAAAAUGUGAGGCAUAUGUGUUUUCUUUUUUUCCCCUCUCCAGUGACAAGAAAGCAAGGCAACUCUAUUAUCACCACCUCAAAGAUCAAGUCCUACGAUCCCACUGCACUCACAAAGAGGAGAUUUAUUUCUUGCUGGCAGCUUAUGCUCUUCAAGCAGAUUGUGGAAAUCUGAAUGUGCACAUGAAAAACUACUUUGAGCCCGAGGCUUACUUCCCACACUGGGUAAGAUCAUAGCUUGCAACAGGAGUUCCCAUUGCAUGUCCUGAGGGCUUUCCAAGAGAAAAUGCUUUCAAGAACCCUCCCUAGUGCAUAGGUUGUUUAAAUAGUGUCAUUCAGAAAUAUUUACCUGAAUGAAGAUCCUGAAGAUGCCAAGUUAGGCUUGGUUUAUUAGCUUGGCAAAGCACUUCCUUUUGAGACAUGGUGGGGAUUACUUUAUUUAUAUUGGGAAAUAGACAUUAGGCACAAUAUUUAAAAGAAAAUGAUAUCCAGUGUGCUGUUUGAAAGAAAAUAAAUCUUAAAUGUAAAAAAUAUUUAUUUUUUUUCUUUAAAGAAAAUAAAAAUCGUUAAGCUGGUUUAUUAAAGGAACACUAUAGUAUAUAGUUAUGAAUAAAACAUGCAUUCAAGACUGAUGAUUCCAGCUAAUACAAUGCUACCCCAUUGGGAUGCUAUUGUGCAUACACCUUUAAACGCCAUCCUGCACUAAUCAGCAACUCCACAUAGAGAUGCAUUGGUUUAGUGCAUUUCUAUGGAGAGCGUUUGGCAUCUCCAAGCAUAGUGUGGAGACACUGAAAAUAGGUACUGCAAAGAUAUAUCACUAGGGAGCAAUGUAAACGGUUUACAUUGGAUAGAAUGUUAAGCUGUGGUGGUUCGGGUGACUAAACUGUCCCUUUUUUUUUUUUUUUUUUUUUUUUAAAGCUAGUUAAAGUUGUAGUAUAGGAAGAAGAGUUUCAGAGGUGGUGUGGUGCUUGUGUGAUGUGUAGUUAGAUUGCCUUAUUUUAGAUGUAUAUAAAUUCAACUAUUACUGGGAUGCUCCAUGCGCUAUGGCCAAGGAGCAUAGGUUGUUAUGGUGCUUGGGGAACCCCCAAAGUUGACUCCAUGCUUGUUGUAACAUGCUUUUUGCUACCUGAAAAGUGAUUGUUAUAAAAUACAGGUACAUUUCCAAAAAAAAACAAAUAUGUAUUUAUGGUAUUACAUAUUCUGACAAAUGUAAAAAGGAAGUUGACACAAUAUCUCAAAUAUUUAUGAUGUUACAUCCAACACACAAAUCCUGUUAUUUUUUGUUAUUGGCUAAAAUGAAAUUACUUUCUUUGUUUUUUUUUUUUUUUUUUAAUAACAACAUCUUAUGCCAAAUACAUGAUUUACUUUUUCCACUUUUUUUGAAAUUAUUUUUCUUUUGCAAAAACACAGUUUCUGUGUAAAUAGUCAGCUAGUCUGUGUCACUAUUUACUCUUGUAUAACGUGUCUUAUGCAUGGUUAUGGAUCAAAGGGCAAAUGCAUUCCAGAGACCAAGGUUCUGCAAAUUCCAGUGCAAGAAUGAUUGUUAAAUUAAGUAUACAAGUUAUUUUUUGUGUGUGUGUGUGCGCGCGCGGACACACGUAUAUUAUGUGGUAUGAGUAAGACUAUUCAAAGAAAUUAUUAUUUUUUUAACCAUAAUACUUUGAAAGUGGUAAUGGCAUGCGUCAUUCUUGAGUAAUUCUUAUAAAGCAAUACGGAGGAGGGGGAUCUAUAUGUAAAGCUUGUGUGUGUGUUGAUGACACAUUAUUAUGGCUUUAAAAGGUCAAGUACGUUUACAAAAAUUGUAUGAUUCACUUUAUUGAAUCUCUUCUAUGUCUAUAGAGUAUAGAGUUUUAUGAAUUUAUAUAUCAAGAAGAUGUCUGUGUGCAUUAUCAAAGUGCGUGUGUUAUCUCCCCUAUAUGAACAAGUCUUCCAGUGUAGAUCUUAAAUAAAAUAACUAACUGUAUCCUACCAAGAUUAGGAUAGAACUGGGAUUUAUCCUUAACCCUUUCUUACUUUAUGACAUUAGCACUUUGGAGGAAUAACUUGUUCUGCACAUUUUUUAGAUCACAUGUAAUUUUGGAAACGGGCACUGUAACCGGUUUUACAUACAGUAAAAUUAUUUAAACAUGACUUUUGUUUUUUAGUAAUGUUAGUUACUAUUAAAAUGCUUUUGUGAUCUCUUAUCAGAUAAUUGCAAAGAGAGGCAGUGACUACAUUCUAAAGCAUGCUCCUGAAAUACACAAAGAACAGGAAGGGAUGUCUGUUAAAGAGGCAGUACUCCAUUUCAUUAGGGAAUCGUGCUUGCUAGAGGAUGUGCCUGUUCAUUGCUACAGAUUGCAAAAGGUAAGCCUUGUGUGUUGUAUUGUUUUGCCUCUUUUUAAUGCAUAAACUAUAUAACGUAUUAAAGACAGGCUAUGAGUCACGUUGCUUUAAAUGUCCUAAAACUGCAUGUGUCUACAGAAGGUAGACUAUUCCUCAGCUAGUGAUGAGGUAUUUGAGUUUUUUCACAUUUCAUGACCCUCUGCACAUAUUUAUGGGCAGGUCAUCAGAAAAUCACUCCACACAGCAGCACGGGCUAAUGUAAUGCCAAGGCUGACAGGGCAGUUCAAAGAAUCUCCCCGGCUAGCUGAAAGAGGCUGCUGUAACACUUCCUGGCCUGGUGGAGAGAUUGACGAUGACACAACAUGCCAUCUCUUUCCUCUCUAGCCCUGCUCCUCUUGUUUUGGGUUCUUCUGACUUUAAAUGCCCAGGGGGGAUAUUUGUACCAACCAGCCCAGUUUAUGGUAUAUGUAGGUUAGCUCCCAGUCACAGUUCUACUUAUCAGUAGCAGCCAUACUGCAGAUGAUAUCAACCUGUUCACAGCCCUGUUCAUAUUUGUGAAUGCUGCUCUGUGAAGUGAACUCCAGAGCCCCCGAACAUGUGAAAAGAUGAGAAGAUUUUCUUGGCACGUGCCCAUCACAUACACAAGCUAAACAUAUCGGAAAUGGUAAUGAAUGAAACAAAGUGACCCUUUUUAAUAAAGUGCAGUACAAAAUUUUUUGUGUUUCAUUUACUAAAGGUGUACUACUACUGAAGUAACUAAAUUGCAUUUGUUAUCAUAUUAAAGGUAAUGAACAUGUAAUAAAGUUGCCAUUGGAGUAGCAAGUUGCAGUAACAUUCUUUAUUAGCAUUUCUCUUAAUUGGAACAUAGUCUCCUGACAAUUGUCUGUUUGUGAUUUAUUCAUACAUUUGUUUAUUCAGCUGCUUUUGUGAAGCUGUAAGGCAAGAAAAUGUUUUAAUACUUUUGUGGGAUUUUCGUAGGUGUGAGAGGCUGUUUUUUAAUAGGUUUCUUAUUUUAGGACCGACAUUGGUGGAUUUCUACUUUUUUUAUUUGGAAUCCUGACCUGCGUUUGUCUGAACCUACCCUGCUUAGUGAAUAGCUAGUUUUAUGACCAGAACUGGUACAAACCUGAUCUUAAUUCCAAGUCUUAGUUCAAUCUCUUUCUAUUUAAAAAAAAAUAAUAAUAAUUUAAGGAGCUUUACACAUACCGUGUGUUAUGCACUAUGGUACUCCUUGGUUUAUUUCCUCAAUGGAGAUUUGCAGUAACACAGUUUAGGCAAAAUUACUAUUAAAUAGAUAUAAAUAUUGAAAUAUAAAAAAGUAACAACAAUUACAACUCUGCACUUCUACCUUUGUUUUUGUUUUUUGCCUAAAAUUUGCAGUUCACUUAAUACGACUGCAUCUCUGAGGAGCGUUCGGUGUCUACUUUCAGCGUGUGGAGAUGCUAAAUGUAGGUGCUCAACACAGUGCAGUACUGAACUAGGAAUCGUUUCUAGUAGGCGUCUAAUUGACUGCACCUAAAGGUGUUACUAGGCAGCAAUGAAAAUACUGCCUUUUCUCUGAAAAUGAAGCAUUUACAUUAAAAAGCCUGCAGGGCAAGCUACAGCCACCAGAGUCAAUAUAUUAAGCUGUAGUGCUUCUAAUGACUAGUGUCCCUUUAAUAAUUUGAUACAUUUUCAUGCUUGCCCUCCGGCUUUUCAAUUCUGUGUGUCACUCUGAAUGAAUGACCUGUAAGUCACUCACCUGUUGAACUUGUGCAUAAUUUGACAUGUCAUCUCAGGUGACUGAUAUCUGUGAUCUUUUGCAUGUAGACAUCUACUAUACAAACUCGUUCAUCUCAUGAGAACUGACAUAUGAUAUGCUUUUCUUCCUAAAGAACACCUUAUUUAUUUAUUUAUAAUUUUUUUGCAAUUCUAGUUUUUUUUUAAAAAAAACCUUUUGCAAAGUACAUCAAAUAUUGGAUUUGUAAAAAAUGCAAAAUUAUCAUUUGACAAUUUUAUCAGAUUGUGAAAUAGCAUAAGAUUAAAUGGAAAUUUUUUUUAUUUAUUUUUGAUCUACUGUAAAAUGUCUGCAAGCUGACUUUAUAGCCAUAUUUAAAUCACAAGUGUAGAAUUGCUUCCACUCUCAAGAGCAAAUCUACCUAACUCACAAGGUUCCAGCAGAUAUCAGAUAUGCAAUACUUUAUUUGUUGUGUGCAAGCCUUUUAAAAGAAAUAUAAAAUACAAAUAAAGCAAGGGAUGGGGGAAUGGGAGUAGGUGGGAAGGGAUGCGACAGAGGGGGCACUAUAGGGAGCUAUAGUUCUAGGAAAGCAGCUUUGUUUUCAUGGCACUUUAGUUUCCCUUUAAGUAAUAUUUUUGAUGCUUGACUGUACAUAGGGUUAAGAAAGAACAUGUUUAACUUCACUCUAAAUCAAUAUUUGCUCAAAUAAAUAUCCUUUCAGCCAACUAGAGUAGAUCAUGUUUCUACAUAUACAUCUUUUAAGAGAUAUAAAAUCACACACCUAUAACUCCGCUUGAAAUGCAAUCUGUAUUUUUUUUUUAUUUUUUUUUUUAUUGCAAUUUCUUGCAAUUAGUGGAGCAGGUAGUUUUGAGAAAGUUGUGAGAACUGGCCAAUUGAAACCAAUCUUUACUAAAGUCAUGUGAACAACAGAUACAGGAUUUUCUUUUGUUUAUACGAAGCAGCAAAACGAAACUCUCAUGAAUAAAAUGGCUUAAUGCCACCUUUAAAGAGAAUAAAAUAUCAUUUGAUAAUUAUGCUAGUCACAUAGUAAGAAAACGUAAAGCUUAAAUAGUUAUUAAACUAUGUAUUAAUAUGACCUUUUGGGGCUGUCGACAAUGGGAAGAGGUACAGAGUAUUGGCUUUUAUAGUCAUCGCACCUCUAAGUGACAUGCAGUUGUCACUUAAAUGUGUGUUCCCUUGCACGCUGCUACUUGCAGGAUGCUAUUUGUUUCUUGUGGGAACAACUGUCCAUUUCAGAAUGUUUAUGAUGAUAAAUUUGAGGAGGAAGAUGAAUUUGAGAUACAUAAGUACUUAGUUUAUUAUAUUCAACUGUUGCUGAUUUUGAAAGCACAUUGCAUACAUGAACUGUUAUCUGCCUUUAUGAGAACCUUUAAUCUACACAGUUUGUGCAUGACAUGAUUAUUUUAAUUAUUCUACUACUGGUAUGAGUUGCUGAACCAAUUGUUUCUUUGUUGAAACUGAUAGCAGCUCUUUACCUGUAUUACUAAAUUGUCCAAGUUCUUUCUAGUUCAGUAGGCCUAGAAUACAAUUCCCUAAUGAGUUUAGCAGCAGUCAGGAAGUUUAGUUAUGGCAAUAUGGCAGGUAAGGAUUUGUAUUGCUUUUUAUUUUUAUAUAUAUAUAUGUGUGUGUGUAUGUAUAUAACAUUGUAAUCCCUUAUCCAAAGACAUUAAAUUUAGAUCUAGGUUAGGGCAACUCCCUUUGUUUUAUUUAUUUAUUUAUUUUUAUUUUUUUCUUUAACACUUGUGGGUGACAUGGGUCUGAUGUGUGUCAUAAAAUAGCUCCUCUGCCUGUUUUUCUCAGUCAAAUCCCAGAGCAGGUCUCAGACAUUAUGUUCAUGGCUCCAAAUUUGACCGUGUUAAUAUUACUUGUAACCCUGUUCGCACUCCUGUUAUGUUCCUACCACUACCCUCUUAAGCACCACUCACCACAAUCUGAGAACCAAAUUCUUCUAUGUCAUGGCCUGCUUUGUUGCUGUAAUUUAUCUGAUGAGUGUUGGUGGAGAGUGUUGAAAUCAAGCCCUCCCACCUCCACCCCACAAAAGUAUAAAAUCCUACAAUUGCAAUACUACCAAACUAAGAGUAUGUCCAACUUCCUAUUACUCAUGUUACUUACCCUUGCAAAUAAUGUAGAGUCUAACCCUGGUCCCCCAACAGAUUCCAUUCCUGGCCUUCCAUCUAUAGAAGCCCUCUCUUUUGUGCACUGUAAUAUCAGCAGAUUACUACCAAAAAUCGAUGCACUGCAAGCAUGAUGUUCACAUUACAAGCCCAAAAUCAGUGUGCUUUCUGAAUCAUGGCUAACCACAAAAAUUCCUGGGUAUUCAUGCCAUAGAAAUGACAGAGCAAAAAGAGGCGGUGGUAUUGUCAUUUAUGUUGACAAUUCCAUAAAGUUAACCCUGUUACAAAACUUUAGCCCUCCUGCCACCUUUGAUUUCCUUUCUGACAAAAUUGAGAUCCUGUGCAGUAAAGCAAUAAUUUUUGCAGGAAUCUACCGCCAAUCUAGCUCCCCAGUGUAUUCCCUAUCUGACAUAGCCAAUGUCCUUCGUGAUCCCAUAGCUCAAAACCCAAAAAGGGAUCACUUUUUGAUUUGGCUGAAUCCUAAAAAUAAUAGUUCUUGCUGACUGUUUAAGACUUUGCAGCUAACACAAUUAAUCUCCCUCCUAACUCGCAUAAACAUUAAAAUCCAUAACCAUACCCUGCUCUGUUGGAUUCUCUCCACUUCUCCUUAUAGAAUCCAGGAGGCAGGUGUUCUCCCUAACUGUUUCAGUGACCACUGCUUAGUGUACUGCGUGCGCAAAAUAAAGGCUACUAAAUCCUCUUCCAAGGUUAAAAUCACCAGGUCCUUCAAAAAAAUUAAUCUUGAAUCAUUUCUAAAUGACAUCAAGAACCUCCCAUGGCACAGAUUAAACUUUAUCCCAGAUCUAGGCUGUGCAGUUGAAUUCUUUCAGUCGGAACUUCUACAAGUUUGGAAUUUGCAUGCCCUUCUGCGUAAGGUGAGUAAAUGGGGCACACAUAAAUUGGAUCAUAGCUGACCUUGUCCAAACGUACAAGUUUUGGGAUUCAUUGUGGUCAAAGUUCAAGCGUACUGGCUCUAUGAACGAUCACUGUGCAUAUAGACAAUGGUGAAAUAUAUGCACAAAACUGGCCAAGGCCCAAUAGUUCUGUAAAAAUCUGAACAAGAACCUAUCAAACCCUAGAAACUUUUGGAAAGUCCUAAAUAAAUUACAAAUUUCCCCCAAUCCACUCCCAACCCUCCACUGUCAAAGUGGAUAACCAAACUCUGCAACUUCCCUCAGAUGUAGCAAGUGCCUUGAACAAUUAUUUUGUUGGAUGCUCCAUUACCCUGAUUGCCAAGCUAAUAAAUGACUCACAUCCUGAAACUACAAAUGUGGAUCAGGCCCCACUAAAUUUGCAAAGAUCCAAUGUAGACAAGUUCAGUUUUAGACCUGUACCUAUUAAUGUAAUUAAGAAACAACUUAAUAAUCUAAAAAUUAAAAACCAGUCUGGAUCUGAUCAAAUCCCAGCAAUGCUGUUGAAGCUCAGUGCGCCGGCAACUGCUAAACCGGUCACAACCCGAAUUAAUGAAUCCUUGGUGUCUGGAUACAUACCCAAACUUUGGAAGACUGCGAGAGUAGUGCCUAUCCAUAAAAGUGGUGUCACUACUUUGGUUUCUUUUCUGGGAAGCUUUCACUCUGCCUGAGCAAAAUGCUCUCCCCGGCUGUCCCCACCUCCUAUAGCCUCCGAUCCAGUACCAGCAUUUUAUUUAGUCUACCUCAAUACAAAAAGAAAGUGGCACCGCAAUUAUGGAAUGAUCUCCCGCACACUUUCAAAUCUUCCCCAAGCCUAAAAUCCCCCUCUACAUAUCUCAAAACAGAAUGCACCUGUCAUAGUUGAUUAUAUGUUUCCUACCUGUUCUAUGGUAAAUUUUGUAUAUAUUGUGUAUUAAUAUUGUUUUUGUAUUUUAUUGUACCCUAUUGUAUCAAUGCAAUGUUUUGUGGACCCAGGACAUACUUGAAACUGAGAUAAAUUUCAGUGUAUCUUUCUUGGUAAAAUAUUUUAUGAAUAAAUAAUUAUAUUGCCUAGAUCAUGUUCCCAUUUGAACCUGGAAAUCUGUUGACCCUUGCAUACAUUAAAUAUCAUGGAUAUGCAUGAAUUCCACCAUAUUGCACCAAAUUACAGCUAAAAAAAACUAUUUUGCUAAAAUCUGCCUUUGGUAAUUUUAGCUCUAAAACGUAAAAUGCAUUACUAUCAGUAAUGUUCUGUGUUAACUUUGGUCUACCUUUUAUGUUGAUCACUUGGGGUAGAAAGAACUAUGGAGUCAGAAUAGAUUUGUGAAACCUGAAAGCUUUCUUUGUUACUGGUAACCUAAAGCAAUCCUAAACAUAUAAUGAAAGUAACUAGAACAAAAUGUAUUGUUUCAAAAACAAAAGCAAAAGAGAUAAUGUCAGACAUUGAUUAGUUUUAAAGCAUUAAUAUAUUAUGAACUUGUUCAGGAUGGAAAAAAUUAAAAAGUCCCCAUCUAUUAUUUAGUUUGUCCUGGUUUGUUUUGCUAUAGUAUUAUAUGUUUGUUUUUUGUCCUAAGGAUAAGAAAGAGGAUCGUCCCUCUAUUAUUCUUGGGGUGACACUUCGAGGAAUGCAUAUAUAUCAGGUAAGGGUUUAUUAAAAUUUUGAUACCAAUUUUUACCUCUUACUAUUAUAAUAAAAAAGAGUGAUAGUACGUCAUUAUUACUGUUGCAUAGUUAAACAAAAUUAUGGGCUCUCUCAUCUAUCUUUAGGUAAUUUGUUGUUUUAUUUAUUACACACACCAUAUAUAUAUAUAGUGUGUUUCUGUGUGUACACUGUUUAUGAAUGUUCCAUAAUAUGAAAUGUAUUCACACUAAUUAUUUUGUUCAGUAAAACAGGUAUAUUUUCUCAUGUUAAUUUAAAUAAAUUAUUUCCUCGACACAAACUGACACGUUCUAUAUAGCAGCUGAUGCCAUGGAGCUCAACUCCCACUAAUCUUGACAGACCUUGCACUGUAUAGUGGCGGCUUAACCGCACAUUGUGGGAAAUAAUGCACGGAUAUCACCCACCAUGCAAGAAGGGAAACUGAGACAGUGUUUCUUUUGUCCCAUUUAUUUGCAUUGUUUGCCCUGGCUAUGUGUGGAUUGUGUGGUCAUGUCUGGUAAAUCUUUACUAUACAUUAGAAAAGAAAACUGAGCAUCACGUGAAAAUAUUUCUUACUUCGUAUUCACACCUUCACUUGUGAUUUUUAUGUAGAUGGGUUCAUACUUUUGAUGGUAAUAAUCAAUGUUUUUUUUUUUUGUAAUUCAGGAGGUGAACCAUGUGCAACAGCUUCUUUAUGACUUCCCAUGGUCGAAUGUGGGGAAGCUUACAUUUCUUGUGAGUAGGAGAAUGCCUUUUAUCUCAUUUCAGAGUGUGCGUGCAAGCCUAGAAACUUUAGUUUAACUUGUUUCUCGAGUAGAUAUAUUUUCUGUACGAACUAAUUCAAACCAAUACUUGGUUAUAAUAAUCGUGAUGAUAACACUCUUUAAAAAUAAUGGGGGUUAUGGUUAAAAAAAAAAAAAAAAAAGUAGUCUAAAGUACUAAAAGCGAGGCUGUCACCAUGGAAUCUAGAGGAACUGGCAGGCACAAAGCAUUGGUUAAUCCACCCCUUUCCAUUUUUGGCACCACUUUUCUGAAUCAACCAAUUUUUUAUACAUAAACCCUAAUCUAUCAUGGUCCUCUAGUGACUAACAAGAUAUGUUGAAGAUGCACCUCUUUAACAUUAUAUAGCCUCUUUCAAUUGUGAAAUAAUUUCAGUCAUAUGCUUAGCAAAUUUACUGAUUUCCCAUAAUAAUCUCAAAUAUAUAUUUUAAAGAAGACAUAUCUAUAUUUUUUUUAUUAUUUUUAUUUUUUUUUACAUUUUUUCAUAGAGGAGCAGUUUUAGAAUAGACAUGCAGGGGCAAGACUGGGAAAAAUAAAAGCACAAUAGCAAAGCCUUGUUUAAAUCCUAAUAAUGUCUUAAUUAUCUCCUCUGCAAAAUCCCUGCAUUAAAAUGGUGCAAGACAAUAGCCUGUUAUAUUAAUAGUUUACAAAUUGUAGCAUUUUACUUUCUUUAAGUUUUAAUGUAUCUCAAUAAAAAUCUGAAUGUUUGUUUCAUUUCCUUUGUAGAUUUUCUUCCAAACUUCUGUCUGCUUUCAACAGGAUUAUAUUAGUUGCUUGUGAAUGAUACAUUUUAGGGUGUAUUUCUCAAUUUGUGAUUAUAGGCAUUUUCCAAUUCACAUUGUUUUGUUAACAGACACAUUUUCUUCAGCUUUUUAGGUAACAUUAAUAAAGUUCACUGUGGAAAUUGUUAAAUUAUUUAUAUUUGUUUGGUAUCCAUUUUCCUUACAUGGCCUUUUUAUUUUUUUUUUUAUAGGGCAAGAAGUUUGAGAUCCAACCAGAUGGACUUCCCUCUGCAAGGAAACUGGUUUAUUACACUGGCUGUCCAUUCAGAUCUCGUCACUUAUUGCAACUACUGAGCAAUAGUCACCGACUAUAUCUAAACAUCCAGCCAGUGUUAAAACAAAUUAGAAAACUAGAGGAAGCAGAAGGUGUGUGUGGAUUUUUUAAUUUUUUUUAUUUUACUUAUUUCUUAUAGUGCAGAAGAGACCCAUACACAGACAUAACUUCAAAUAUCCUAAAUUUGGAGAGGAAAAUACAUAAUGCAAUGCCAAAAAUAAGCACGUACUGUAUGUGUCCACUUCCAUCCAUUAUUCUAACAUACUCUAAACAUUCAUUUAUAGGGAAUAUGAACCCAAAAAUAAAGCAAGACCAAAUUGUAAUUUAAAAAAAAAUCAUUUUUUGUUGUUGUUUUUUUACUAAAGUGUGAAUUGCUAGGAAUGCAAUGUGAAUUUUAAAUUUAAGCCCAAAAUAGCUCAACUGGAAACACUCUCUUAGUCAGUUAUGCUUCCAGUCCAUCUACUUUGGCCUUAAAGAGUUACUCAAACCCUUAUAACCAAUACAGCCAACUGCAGUGGUUAUGAUGCCAGGAAUACCCCUGCCCACUUCCCCAGUAAUGGAUUUGUUCUCUUGCCUGUGUUCCUGCCGGGCUCCAAUGUUGGCUCCUGGUGGCGGCCUUCAAGCUAAGAGCAUAAGACCAUCAGCCAAUGAAUGGAAUUGGUAUUAGCCAGUCCGGAUCUUUAAUUCAAGGCUAGCUGAUUCCCCAAUGACGCUGCUGGAAGUGAACACCUUCAGCACGUAAGGGGUUAAUCUCCGUACAGCGUUUCAAAGCAAACUGCUGCACAUACAGACUCAAGGCACCAAAUCACUGAAGUGGUCAUGACACUUGGAGAAAGCCUUUAAUUUUGAAAUUCACUUUGAUAUUGCUUUACCUUCCCAACAACUCUGAUAUUACUGAAUAACCCUGUUAAUGUUGUACCAAUUUUCUGUUUGAGAUACUUUUCCAUCUUCCAAUAAAAAUCAGUAGUGCCAUACUGAUUUAAGCGCUGCAGUACAUGUUGGUGCUAUAUAAAUAAUUAAAAAAAAUAAUAUAUAAUUAUACAUAGUUCAAUGUCCUGAUGACCGUUUCAAUGUGGUGUAUUCAUUCCAUCUUGGUAUAUUCAGUGUGGCCACAGCACCGGGUAAUUUAUUGAUUACAGAGAGUGCAUUUGGAAAUUUAACGCCACCUCCUGCCUAUGCACCCAGAGUAAAUGAAGACUUAUUUUAAAGAAAUAUAUGCUAUUUUUUGGGGACUUUCUUUUAGGUAUUCCUGAGCAGUGGAUCACCUAUUUGUUUUUAAAGUUGAACUAUGUACAGAUAAAAGUUCCAAUGUGGAACUGAAAAAAAAAUAAAAAUAUAUAUAUAUAUAUAUAUAUAUAUAUAUAUAUAUAUAUAUAUAUAUAUAUAUAUGUUAGUUUUUCUUAUGAAAACAAUAAAGAAGAUAUUGAAGGAAAUCCUAGGAGUGCUGACUUUACAUCAUAUUGGUGUAUUCAGUGUGACUACAGCACCGGGUAAUUUAUAAAAUAAAUACCGAGAGUGCAAGACUACUUGGAAUGGGGAAAAAAAUAAAUGUAUGUUGUAUAAAAAAAAAAAAAAAAUAUAUAUAUAUAUAUAUAUAUAUAUAUAUAUAUAUAUAUAUAUAUAUAUAUAUAUAUAUGUGUGUGUAUCUAAGGUAGCAUCAUAUUUAUAUUUAUGUCAAUAGAUAGCAGAAUACUUUUGAAAUGGAAACUAUCAUUUUAUUUCACAGAACAUGUAUUGAAAGACAGCAUGAUAACAUUAAUUUCUGCAUUUAGAGAUUUGAAAAAUCAUUUUAGUUUCAUUUUUCUUAAAGCAUUAGCCAUUCAAGUUUUAUGUAGGGGAUAGGCAAGAUGUCCUUCAAACUGUUUAUGUGCACAAUGCAACCAAGUCAGAUUUAUACAGUACAUUUAUAAUAAUAAUGCAGCUUCACAUUGAAAUAAUAAUGCAGCUUCAUGGAUUGCGGGAUAAAACUUACCAGGAAAGGUUAAAGGAUCUUAACAUGUAUAGCUUGGAGGAAAGAGGAGACAGGGGGAUAUGAUAAAAAAACAUUUAAAUAUAUAAAGGGAAUCAACACAGUAAAGGAGGAGACUAUAUUUAAAAGAAGAAAAACUACCACAACAAGAGGACAUAGUCUUUAAUUAGAGGGACAAAGGUUUAAAAAUAAUAUCAGGAAGUAUUACUUUACUGAGAGGGUAGUGGAUGCAUGGAAUAGCCUUCCAGCUGAAGUGGUAGAGGUUAACACAGUAAAGGAGUUUAAGCAUGGUGGGAUAGGCAUAAGGCUAUCCUAACUAUAAGAUAAGACUAUGGACUAAUGAAAGUAUUUAGAAAAUUGGGCAGACUAGAUGGGCCGAAUGGUUCUUAUCUGCCGUCACAUUCUGUGUUUCUAUGUUUCUAAGUGUAUUUCUCACAAGUCUCUGAAGUAUGUUGCUUACAGACUUCAAUUAAAUCCCAGACCUUCCUUCUCUCUAUUCCUUCCUUUGUCCCCCCCAUUUCUUUUCCUUUAUCCUUUUUUUUUCUCUUCUGUCCCCUUAGCCGCAUGCUUUCUUCUAUCCCUACCCCAAUCCCACCCUAUCCCCAUUCUUCUCUUCUCCAAUACCACCCAUACCCUCUUCCCUUCCCUAACCUCACCUCACUCCUUCUCUUCCAUUCUCCAAUCCCUCUGUACCGAAACCCACCUCUCUCUUCCCUUCACCCAGAUCCACCCCCUCUCUUUGUUUCCCUUCCCCCAACCAAGUGUGUCUAAUUGUUGUGAGUUAUUUACCAUAUUGUGUAUUGUACAUCUUAUAUGUAUAUGAUCACUUGACUUUAAUAAAAAUAUACAUUUCAUAGUUUGUGGGGUUUUUUUUUUUUUUUUUAGAGAAAAAGCGCUACAGGGAAUCUUACAUAAGUGACAACAUGGAAAUGGAUUUGGAUCAGUCAGAUAAACAUUCACAAGGUAGCAGCAGGGGGAGUGCCAAGAACAAUCGCCUCUCAAGACAGUCAACAGUUAGCCAUAGCAGCUCACAUACCUCUGGUAUUGAAGCUGACUCGCAUCAUAGGAUGUCAGUCGAGAUGUCUGUUGAUGAACCCUUUGGGAUUGAGACUGUUCAUCGUAAGGAGAAAGCUUACUGCUCAACAAUUAGCCACAGCAGCUCAGGAAUAGACAGUGGCAGCAAAGGAAGAACAGAGGGAGACUCACAAGAUGAUGGUAGGUAAUGUUUAAGAUUCACUAUGUGAAACUACUUAGUAUCUAUAAAGUUUAGAGAAUAACUCUGCACCACCCUCUUUAAAAUUAAAUUUAUUUUCUUUCUUUUCGUUGAGGUAGAACUGACAGUAGAUGAGCCAGAGUAUGCCCCCAUUGAAGACCCUUUAAAAAUUGAUACACCUGGUUUGGAUUCCAAAGAAGAGUCUGUAGAUUCUCCAGGCUCAGAUGGUCAUUACUUACAAGGUGGGGACAAACCUAUCAUUAUUAAGACUUAAUAUACUUCUGUAUAUUUAACAUUGCUCUUUGGCAACAAGAUAAUUUAUUGUGUUCUUGUAUAUACUUAAAGGACCACUAUAGGCACCCAGACCACUUCAGCUCAAUGAAGUGAUCUGGGUGCCAGAUCCCUCUAGUUUAACCCUGCAGUUAAAAACAUAGCAGUUUCAGAGACACUGCUAUGUUUCACUGAGGGUUAAUCCAGUCUCUAGUGGCUGUCUCACUGACAGGUGCUAGAGGCGCUUCCGUGACGCUGGACAUCCAUAGGAAAGCAUUGAGUAAUGCUUUCCUAUGGGCGGUUUGAAUGCGUGCGUGGCUCUUGCUGCGCAUGCGCAUUUGGAUCUGACGUCGGCAGGGGGUGUUGAGUUUCCCAGUACAGAGGGAGCCUGGCACUGGAGAAAGGCAAGCGGCUGAAGGGGUUUUAAACCCUUCAGCCCAGCGGGAGGGGAGGUGGGGGCUGUUUUCCUUGCACUGUAGUAGUCCUUUAACUUCAAUUAUUUGUUGAUGUCAUACUGUUAAGCCACACUGUAACCAUGAAAUGAUUACACAGUCUUUUAUUUAGAUUAGUUGCGUAUUUUCAGGUUUACUAUGAGAGAUAUCAUUUUGUUAGUGACUCCACUGUCAUUUAGUCAACAGUAAAAAAUAAGUUUAGAAAGUAUGUUUCAGUAGUUCUAACUUGUUCCCUCAAUAUGACAGCCACUAGAGGAGGAUUUCUAAUUUUAUGAGUUUACCCAAAAGCAUUAAAUCAUUUGAAAAGCUCAGCCAAAAAUAUUAAAUUGAGGCAAAUCCACUAUUAGUUAUAUAUAUUCUUUAAAUCAUUUUGGCCAAAGUAGAAAUUCAUGGUUGUCCACGGUCAACUAGACACUCAAGGGGUCAACUAAUGAAGAUAGGACGUUUUAGGUUCUCAUUCAAUGCUCUACAUAUGUGUAAUAUUUAAGUAAUACUGCUCUCUAUUUAUUUUAUUUUUUUUAAGUUUCAUGUUUUUUUCCCCCACAGAUUUUGAACAAUUAGUUUUUUCGACAAAUGCUCCAGUGAAGAUGAGAGGGCAGAGUGUGGAUUCCCUUGACCAGGUACUGCUUUUUAUUUUUUUUUUCAGUUUAACAAAAUAAAAGUUUUGAUGGAGGACUAUUGCUGGUUGUACAGUAGACCUGAAGCUCAAGGCACGCUAACAGUUGGAAACCAUGGCAACUGAUUACAAGAAAUACAGUUCUAAGCCUGGGAUGUUAGAUUCAUUACUGGUUUUUAAUAGUAAUUUCAGUAUAAAAAAAAAACAUCUAAAGAUGAUUGAAUUUUUUUUUUUUAAUAAAUAAUCAGAAAUAUUUUUUUUUUUCUUGCGGUCUUUAUUAUAGGUCAAAAUGUCAAAACCAAGGAAUUCCACAGAUCGAUACAGUCAAAGUUUAGACGAUGUUCGCAUUUACCAGCAGACUCAUCCUCUUUUUAAUACUUCCACUCUAACAUCUGACACGUCUCAAAGUUACACUUUUGGGUGCUCAAUUGAGGAAAAGAUGAUUGACUAUGGAUGCACAUACACCACUGCAGAUUGCAAGAUGAAAUCUGCUUUAUUUGGAAAGCGAUCCAUGAAUUGCCUAUCUUUGGACCUUCUCGGAGAAGAACAGCUUCUUGAGUUUAUUCUGUAGUGAACAUAAUGUCCACAAUGACUGGACUGAGACUUUCACGAAUGAGUAGGCAGGUUUUACUGUCACCGGUCGCUCGUACGUUCAUGAGGUUUGCAUGACAGGGAGAGACCUAUAUUACGUUGUAUUUUUAUCAUUAUUUACCUCUUCAACACAUGAAAAAGUUAUUUGAAAUGGUUGCAAAAAUUGUGCUAUGCUGCAUGAAAAGGCUCUACAAACAACCAAAUGCAUUUCAUGCACCAUUUGCAAUCUUGACUUUAAAAAAUGCUCAAGCUUUUCUGUUUUUAUGCAAUUAAAAUUUUAUAAGACUCUGAUCUCGAUAUCGGUAAAAAGUAUUAAACCCAUUUUCCAAUGGAACUUAACUACCACUGAAUGUUUUUGUGGACCAAUGGCAGUAUGUAACUGGAAAUUAUUAUGAAUGUGGAAAACUACUACAGACUUUCCCAAAACAAAACUUUUCUAUGCGUUGUGCCCUACAUCAUCUGGAAUUACAGUUUUGCCAUCAUUUUCGUUAACCUUUGGACACACCAUUGUGGCAAAGUGCAUCAGUCAGUUUUAUGGUUGUGGUAUUUUUUUCUUUGUGAUUUUCUUUUUUUUUUUUAUUCUUCAGACAUAUGAAGUAGUGUUGAUAGUUACUGAACAAACUAUACAAGUGCCUUGAUAAAAGUGUGAAUGUAUUUGCUAUGCAUUAAUGUAUUUUAAAGAAAAUAAAUUGUUCAUGUAUAAAUUAAGCAUGAUUUAAAGGGAGGUUAAGAUCUGAAAUUAAAUGAAGUGUCCCAUAGUCAGGGAGGGUUCAUCUAAUUGUUUCUUUAGUGUCACAACACUGUACAUUUAAUUUGAUGAUGCUUGUCUUUAAAGGUAAUCUUGAAUGUUAUUUGUCAAUGCUAUAUUGGUAUGAAACAAAUAUACUACAAUUGAGUCAUAAUGAUGUGAGAGAGACACGAGGCAGUGACUGAUUUGAUCAAAAAUUUUCCAAUCAAAGAUAAUUUUUACUGAAUCUGGAUGGGAAUACAUUCAACUCAAUGUAAUUUACUCAUUUUAAUUUGUAAUAUAUUUAAAUUAACAUUAUAUUUAAAAAUACUAAUAUUUUCCACUGGCUAAUAAGUUAUUUUUUUUUUAAGCCCCAUUUCAAAUUUAAAGGGGUAUUAGGAACAUAAAUCUGUAUUCUUAACGAUAAAUUCACCCUGUCCCUAGCUAAUUGCAGGCUCCCUCACUGUGUGUGCACUGUUGUUUUAACAAAAAUGAUUUUACUCCUCUUCUCUGCAGCACCAUGAAAGACUGCCCCUCAUCGUGAAGGCAUGUCGCGAUCUGCCAAUGAGUUUGUCAUAGGUAAUCAUUGAAUGCAAUGAUUUUCUAUGACCAGCCAUGAUGGCACUGUGUGUGAACAUGUGACGUCACAGUAUACCUGUGUAUGCGAACUAGCAACCAGAGGGUUUGGAGGCAUGGCUUGAAGCCAUUCUUCCAGCUAUUAAAAUAAAACAUUUUAGUGGCAAUUCCAAGGAACUACUGUAGGUACUACACAUACAUCAAUAAGAUGAACUUGUUCUAGUGAAUACAGUGGUUUUAUUUAUGAAAUUAAGGGGUUAAAAGCUGGGGUGGUAAAAAAAAAAAAAUCUACAGGCAGUUCCUUAAAUUUGUCUGUAUAACCAUGCUAUACUUUAAUUCUGGUGUUUAUGAAAAUUAAAUGAUUGAUUUAAAUUGUACAGCCCAUGUGAAGUUUUGUAGACUUGCUUGUCUAGAAAGACUCAAAAAUAGUUAGCGGAGGUAAUGCAUAAAUGUAUUGUGGCCUAAAAGUGUAUAAAGGUGAAAAUCACAAAUUUAUUCAGUAAUAAUUCAGUUGCAUAACUACAUUAGACUGACCUGUCAGUACCAAAGAACCUUGUGGCUUUGUGCCUGCUGCAACUUUGGGAAUUUAGUGUACAGAGAGUUAUUUUUCCCCCUUCUGUUCUCUAACCAUCUGCACUGAAAAGGCAAUACAAAUGCUAAAUAUCUCUUGUAGACUACCCAGUGCCAUGGUUGUUUUUAACAAGGAGUGGGAACAGAAAGAAAAAUUAAGUCCACUGUCAGAUGAUGAUGAUGGUGGUGCCAAACAGCACCUUUCCCUGAUUAAAAUAUCAUGUAAUGAAAUUAUUAAUAUCAACGUUGUGUGUGUGUAUGCCCGCACACAAUCAAGGCCAGGUGGGGGACUAUUUCAUUGUACCUUUCCAGAAUUCUUUUUUUGUAUUUAAUGUUAUUUUUACAAUAUUUAAGUCCUAAUUCUAUAAUACUUUUUAUAGAUCACAUUUUUAUUACUUUCACAGUAUGUUUAGUUACACUUGAGCAAGAGAUUUGCUAAAGUUUCUAUUUAAUACAUGUAUGGGGUUUUUUUGUGUUUUUUUUUUUUUUAAUUCUUUAUUUUUGAGGUGCAGAGUUAAGGACAUGCAUUAAUGUAUAUACAUAACAUGAGGCAUGAGAACAAGAUUUAAAUAUUAAAUGUCAGGUUAUACUGCACUCUUUCCUUUUUUUUCUUUUUUUUCUUUUUACAAAAAAAAAGAUAAUACAUGAAGAAACAGAUUCAUUCCCUCCUUGAUCUAUCAAUUAACAAUAUUGUUCUAGGAUUAGGCAUGGCACUGUGGCCUACUCUUACUACAGAUUCAUGUGACAAAGUCCUAGCAUAACUGCAGUCCCGGUAUCUUCCUUACUGCCAGCCUCAGGCUGCAGCUUGAGUCCAUGUUUUGUGUCCUCGGGUCUUGCUCUCCUGUGAGUCAACAUCAGAGUCCCUGGAGAGGAUGGUUUCCCAGGGUACUGGGUGAUGAAGUGAGGUUCUUCUGCCUCAGUAGUAUGGCCUGGUAUUGGGAUCAAAGGCUCUCCAGCAUCGUCUUGGGUGUUUCAGCCUGUAGGCAAAUCUGCGUAGAUGGUUUCAGUUGUGGGUGGCUGUUUGAUAGUUAGGCACAGGAAUCUGAUUGAUAGGUAAGCUUGACUUUCUACUUCUUGUCGUGUCGGAGCCCUCCAGUGGUAACUGUAAUGACCCCCACUGGUUCAAAGGGGGUGAGGGGGAGAGAAAGGACCAGGUGAAGUGACUGAGUGCUGCUGUGUGAGAGCUGGAGAUAAGAGCCUAGCAGCGACCGUCUGCCCAGCUCCUCUCCCGUGUAGGCCGCAGGCUCUGAAGCUCUGUGUCUCACCCAGGGGCUCAGAAACUCUCGAUCUCUGAGUCUGCCACUUCACAAGCACCCCCUGCGGAAUAUGCCAUAUGUUUCCGGCUCAGAGGAAGUCUGUGAGCCGCUGGAUACAUCUUAAAAGGUCGAUCCCUGCAGGAGUCCCUCCUGCAUGCGACCGAUCAGCAUGGCGGAACGGCCUCGUCCCCCCCCCCAUAUAUAUGUAUUUUUACUUUCUUUAAAUAAAAUUUACAAUACAGAAUAGUGUUUGAUAGACCCAUUAGAAUGUAAUUUGGAGUAUUCUGGAUCCUUUUCAGUAGCAUUAAAAAAAAAAAAAAAAAAAUUCCCACUGGAAAUCAUUUUCAUAUAUUCCAAAUUUAAGACAAAAUACUUAUUGUGUUUCACAUAUCUUGGAUAGAAGAAUGUGAGGUCUAAAUGCUUGGUAAUUUCCUGUGGCAGAAAUCACAUAUUCAAAUAUUGUCUGGUAUUCAGUAAAGGUUCGGUAUUUUUCUGUUUAUCUAACUUUGGUUCGAUAUUUUUAUUUUACAUUCCUAAAAUAAAUGUGGUUUUGAUAAUUUCAAAGUGGAGAAAAAUAAAGGUUUUGAAAAAGUGCUUGAACACAGAAGUUAACCAUUUAACACAAGUGACCGUAGUGCACAGAUCUCAAGGAUUAAAAAGAGUUUUGAACGUUAAAGCUAAGAAUAUUUCAGGAUUAAAAAAAAAAAAUGUACAGUAAUUCUAAAUCUGUUCAUAAAAUUGUUUGCUUUUGUUAUGCACAAGUUCCUUUUAGCAUUUACAGAUAAAUAGUAAACCACGGUUUGCACAGUGCAUAACUGUUCUAUUUGUGCCUGUUCAUUUUAGUCGCCAUUUUGUGGCGUGACAGUAUUCCCUAAUUUUAAAAUUGUACAAGUGUUUUUUGGUUUUUUUUGUAAGAGUUUGUUCAGAACUUUUGCUUUUCAUGAAAUGCUUGGCUUUGGUUUUUCAGAUGUCCUUGUGAUGUCAGCAUGGAAUUAACUUUUACAGACACAUUUUUAAUUUUAUAUUAAGUUACUUUUUGUGCUUUGUAAAAAAAAAAAAAUACUAUCUCAGUUGUGACCAUUGAUUUGUUAAAAACACAAACAAAAAAAACUUAUCUCAGACUCUACUUAAUGAAUGCCUGCUUUUUCAGUUGAAAAGUGUCUUAACUUAUACAAAAGCAACCAUAUGUUUUUAAAUCGUUGCCAUUUGCCCCAGCGACUUGCUUUAUCACUGCAUGGGUCUGGGAAAACAUCAACUUGCCAACCUGUCUGCCUUAGGUUGUAAAUAGAACAAUUUCAGAACAUUUUUAAGCUAUGAGAAAAAAAAAAGCAGUUUUUUUUUUCCUGGUUGUUUUAUUUAUUUUCUUCUUUUCAAGAAAAAUAGAAAUACAGUUAAAUAAUCUUACAAAUUGAAAGUCAUUUUGUCACACUAUGCAGUGUAUAUAUAAAAGUUGUAUGCUUAAAAUCAGCUUAUUCAUUAAAUAAUACACAUUUUUUGUCUAGAUAUGUUGUGAAAACAUGCAAACUACAAGGACCUGUUUUGCCAGUACAUGAGAACAGGAAACUCCAUCUUUUACCUCCCUCCCCGCAAAUAUUGAACAAUCAACAUAGCAAAACUACAUUAUUUUGUGUGCUCUAAGCCUCCUUCAGUUUAUCUAGAAAUAAAGCACUCCUUUCUACUAAAGAGACACUCCUGGAAGUGACCCUUAGUCCUGUUUUUAUUAAAAUGCCAUUCAUGAGAAGGCACAUUAUGGCAAUUCUUCCCUGUGAGAAAUCUGGUUGGACGGCCAAUAGCAGUCAGAAGUCUCGUUAGCAGCCACCUGUUUGGGAAUAUAUAAUUUGUUGCCUCUUGGUUUGCAUAGCUACAUACCAAUACGGUUAGAAAGCACCUUUCUUUCAUUCUAAAUUAUUUUUUGACAGAUAUAAUUUUAAGUGGAUGUGCUCUGUUGUAUUGACAACGUUGCCUUUUCAAGGCUAAUUUUUAGAAUCUCGACCAAUCACAAUUGCCCAAAUCAAUCUCAUCAUCUAUAUGAAGGUUAUGAAGAUAAACUAAUGCAGUUAGAUUAUGGUUACGUUUUCUGAAUGCAAAGAAAUUUAAAUCUUUACCUUCCAAUUAAGGCUUAACUGGGGGGACAGAAACAUCUCAAGGGACACUAUAAGCAUCCAGACCACUUCAUCUCAUUAAAAUGCAGUUAGUUCAGUGUUCCUGGUCCCUUAACUUCGCAAUGUAAAACAUUGCAGUUUUGCAAUGUUUACAUUGCAGUGUUAAGCCUGCCUCUAGUAGUUGUAUACCUGAUAGCCACUAAAGGCGCUUCCUGCAGUUUCACUUUUGACUUUCAUGAAGACAUCAGCACAUGUGCUUCAGAGUAUAGUAAUUCCAACAAUGUAAGACUUUACAUAAAAUCUCAGUCUCUCAUGUUUUACGUUUAUAAACAAUAUUGGAGGUUAAGAACAUAUUCCACACAGCUUUGGGAAACCUGUUUUUUUUUUUUUAAUUUAUUUUUGGUUGUUGGGUUGUUUUUUUUCAGGAUCUUCCCUUCUCUAGUUGUAAGAAUGCUACAAAUGGUGUGCUGUUUCAUUGCUUUAUAUCCAUUCUGUAUAUGCAUGUCCGUAAGUCGUAAAAAUUUAUAUUUAUUAGUAGACUGAACACACAUUACUCAUUGUAUGUAAAAUGUAUUGAAACUGUGAAAAUCCACAAAAGUAAAAUAAACUGUUAAAUAAGUUUCAAUUUAUUUUGUACAUGUAUGUUUUUACAUUGAUGUUGUGACAAAUAGUUUUUUUUUC